GCCGUAUCCUUCCGCAUGGCUGGAGCAAAGGGGAACGCCUCCCUCCGGAGGGGAGAGAGAGAAAGAAAGGAAGGCAAGGCAGGAGAGGGAAGAAAAGAGAACCCCGCGCGCUCUCGCGGCGCACGCACGGGCCGCUGGCAAGCGCGGCGUGGAGCGAAGCGGCUGGGGGGGGGCGCGCACGAGAGAGAGAGAGGGGGCGGGAGGCCGUCGUGUGCGCUCCAGCAGUCCGGGGGCUUCCUCUGUCACAGGAAGGCGGCUGGCUGGCUGAGGGGAAGCCUCCUUUGGCUGUAGUAUUUCUCCUCCCUCCUCGGCCCCGUGGAAUGAGCUCCAGCCUCGGUUUUUUCUCGCCUCCGCUGUUGUUGUUGUUGUUGUGGCAGGAAGUGGGGAAUGUUUUCGCUCUGAGAGGAGCAGAGAGGUGCAGGCGGCUCUUCUCUUCCAGGGAAAGGGGACCCGAGAAGCCUUGCUGACCUUUCCACUCCCCUCAAAAAAAAGAAAAGGAAUACCCAUGAAAUGGUUUCAGCCGGAUUGCUCUCCAAACUGCGCCUGGAUGGUUGCAGUUAAAAGUCCGCUGUCCUUGAAUUGCUGCAACAGGUAAAGGGGGCGGGGCGGGGGGGGGAUGCGGGGAUGCUGUUUUUGUUUUUUAAAAGAGUUGUUACACAUUUCUAGCGCCGGGUUUCAGGAUCUUCGCCGCUUUUUCUUGAAUCGCCCUUCUGAAGGCGGCAGUGCGAAAUGAAGCCCCCAGCGAGCGGAUCGGUGCCCUCGGCAUCCUUUUUGGGGAUGGUGUUCAGAGCAAAACUUGGUUAAGAUCGGGCUGCGAAGUAGAUCGCGGCGCCCUCUCGAAAGGAUAAAGGACGAGUGCCAAGGAGUCUCGUAUCUCGGUGUCCUUGUUCAUUUCUGUAUGUCUUAAUUGAAACCCUUCUUUAAAACGUAAACGCACCCCCCCCCCCGUUUUCUGCAACGCUCCCUUAAUAAAGAAUCGCAGCCAGAUGGGCGGGGUAUUAAUAAUAAUAAUAUCACGAGGCUUCCUUCAUUAGAAUUAUAAGACUAGAUGUAAGAAGUUAGAAGGAUAUUUUGCAAACAAAAUGAUUUGUUUUACCCUUAGUACAGCUGUCAGUGAAACGCUUGCUGUUAGUUCAGUUGUUAAAAGGAGGGAGUGUGGUGGAGAUGGUAGAGUUUCGUGCAUUAAUAGGGAAGGUAUUUUGUGGGUUGCUUGUACUUGGCUAGCAAAUGAAUAAACAAACUAGUUUUCAAUCCCAGAGCAACUUUCAUCCUAACACCCCCGCCCCCCAAUUUCCAAUAACAUUCACACUUCCAAAUGAUUUCAGGGGUUAAUUAAUAAAAUGAGGACAUAAUCUUGCUUUGUGGAUUUUCCCCUUUAAAAAUGAUUGAUGUAUAAUUAACCCAAAGGAAAAAACCCUUUUCCUUUCCGUGCACUCCAGUUUUAUUUUGGCCGUGUAUGGAGUUUCUGGGCAACUGGAGAGGAAAGUAGCAGAAGUUAAGCGGGGAAAUAUGAGUCUUUGAUAUUGAUAUUAAUACUUAAGUUAAAAGUGUAGGCUAAAUCAGAAUAUAACAUCUGAAGUGUUCCUAGACCUGCUAAAUAGGGAACAAUGAUUUCAACAUAUGGUUGAUUGGAUUUGCUAGUGUUGGCACUAAAGUGCUAUCCUCUUACUGAAUGCAAACUCCCUUAAUCGUGCAGAUAGACAUUAUUUUGAAACAGGCGUAUGUGGCAGCGGUGGCGGACGGGGGACGGACGACUAAUAUGACAGCAGCUGGUAGCAGAAAAUAACAGCUGCUAAACAAAGCUUGGUUGUGCUGUGUUUGCAAGAAUUGUGCUUGGCCAGCACGAAAACUUGUUGAAUAGGUUUGAAGCAUUAUUCUCCCCCAAGACAUUUUAUAAUUGCCUUUGCUGUAAAUGUAUUUAAGUGUAGCAAUGCUGCAUGUGCUUUCCCCUUGGAAAAUGAUUUACGGUAUAUAAAAAUGUAUGGGGAAAGUGUCCUGAAUUCUCAUUGGAGCAGCCUCAGGAAAUAUUCCCACCAUGUAUGAACAUGACUUAUAAAUUAUUGGGGGGUGGGGGAAGAAUUUAUGUUUGCUUAUGAAGUCAAAGCAAAUGUUAGAGCAAAUCUGAUGGACUUUGAACAUAAUGGGCACAAGGCAGCCUGAUCUCAUCCAGUUUUGCUUAGAAGUGAAUCCCACUAAUUUAACUGAAAACCAGGAGUUAAGCGUGCAUAAGAUUGAAGGUUUAGACUUUAAGCAUUGCUUCGUUCUUCCAUUGGAAUCAGUGCAAGCAAAAUUGCUUAACUUUUUGGAUUGUUCCAUGCAGAUUCCUAACGUUCACAAAUCUUUUUAUUAUUAUUAUUAUAAAGACCACCAAAGGUUUGCUAAAAUGUCAAAAUUCAGUACAGUAUAUGCCCUCUAACCUUGGAGUUUGCUCCUGCUUCUGAGCAGACAUGUAUAGAAUUGUAGUGCAGGUUGGUCAGUGCUGAGGCUGAGGAGACUAGUUUAAAAGUCAAACGUUUUGAAAGAGUGCUUCAUCUUUUAAAAUGUAGUUGUAACUGUUUAUCCCAUGGAUAAAGCACUACAGCUGUCUGCAAUGGAGAACUAAAUGAGAGCCUCCUCAGUAGACUUUAUAAGCAAGAAAUGGGUUGUAUUCUUCACAAAUAUUUCGAGAGAAUAAUCAGAGUGAAGCCUGAAACUCAUUAUUCUAGGAGAGUCAUAAAUAGAACUGCUGCAAAAUGCAUAAAGCUAUGGAUUGUAGUAUUAGUGGGGUAAGUAUUGUUUAUUCAUGAAUGAAUGAAGGUGCCAUUUCUAGUUGGCUUUGUAAUGCUUUCUUGUAUGUUUUCACAGUAAAGUGUGUUGGUUUGUGGAGGGGGAAGACUGUAUAUGUGGAAUCACUUUUUUUCAACCUCCAAGUCAUGAUGUCUAAGACCACACAGAAUUAACAUGAAGGAAGGUUCUGUUACAUUCUUGCGGCAUCCUUUAAACUUAGUAGUGAUCCUAUGCUUAGCGCCAGGUUUAUGUUAGGCUCUGUUUAGAACAGGCAUUAUUUCUGCACGGAAGAAGGCUUGCAAUCUGCACUAGGUACUGCUAGGAUGAUUUAGGAAAGCCUCUGCUAGAAUUUGGUUUUGAAAAGAGUUUAGAGCUGCCUCCCCCAAUACAAUUUUUCUGUAAAAAUAAAUAAAUCAACAUGUUUCAUUUUUCUUGGCAUGGAGAUGUAAAGUAACGAUGCAUGAUGAUACGCUGUGCCUGUUGCGUUUCUGCCUGUCACACAGCCAGUCUACCAGUUCUGGCAGCAGUUUAAAGGGGUUGAGGCAAUGUGAUAGGAUUGAAGUGGGUGGGAGAGGAACAGUGGAUGAGAGCAAAAGUGAGGGAACAGGAAGAGGUACAAACAGCCUAGCAAGUAAAUUAGCCAGAGGAGUUAUCACCAAUUGCAGUUCUGCUUGCCUGAACCCCUUUUCUCCUGAUUUUAUACAUCGUGCAUAACUCCUACUAUUUUAACAUGUGUUUAGUUUCAGCUGUGCAUUUGAAUGCUGUAGAAAAUAUGGAAUUGAUAUGGUACUUGCCCAAUAAAUUAAAAUAUACAUUAAUCUUGUAGUUUGCUAUUCCAUAAAUGUCUCUAAUUUCCAUAUAGAACAUGGUUGUUUUUUUAAAAAAAUACCAUUAGUUGCAAAACCCUUUUAUCUAUACAACAUAUACUUGUUACACCAACACAGAUUAGUAAAUCUUAAAGAGAGUUUGUGUAGUAGCUACAAAUGUGAGCUGAGAAAGUUCCCAAUUCCACCUAAUUAUCUAAGCCAUGUAUUUAUUGGGGAGGGAUAGAUAAGCCCUAUAUUCUCAGUCUCAACCUUCAUCUUCCCCACCUGUAAUAUGGGGCUAAUAAUAUUGGCUGAGCCAACAAGUUUGUUGUAAGGAUUCCUGAGAUCACGUAAGGCAGGCAUAGGCAAACUCAGCCCUCCAGAUGUUUUGGGACUACAACUCCCAUCAUCCCUAACCACUGGUCCUGUUAGCUAGGGAUGAUGGGAGUUGUCGUCUGAAAACAUCUGGAGGGCCGAGUUUGCCUGUGCUUGAUAUAAAGGCUCUGAGAGUUGAGGAAUUUUCUGUGUUGAAAAAAACAAGCUAUACUUUUUUUUCAGGCUAAGCUUGCCAAAUGUGAAUGGACAUUGUGAGCUAAACCCAUCUCUUUACGUAAACUCCUCUUUGCUUUCUCCCUCCGCAGAAUUUUCGUCAAUGCUUCUUUUGCUCAGAUCUUGGAGGAGGACCUGCCACUUUUUGAUGGCUGCUGCUGCAGCUGCCGGUUGAUCAUCUGGGGACUUCAUAGCUCCUGACUAUUCGUGGGAGGCAAGGCAUUCCUGGAAGGCUUUCGGUGACUUCUUGUGAAUGUGCUAGGGAAGAAAAUGCCUCUGCCUUUCGGGCUGAAGCUGAAACGAACUCGACGCUACACAGUGUCUAGCAAGAGCUGCUUGGUGGCCCGCAUCCAGUUGCUUAACAAUGAGUUUGUGGAAUUUACACUGUCGGUGGAGAGCACCGGGCAGGAAAGCCUGGAGGCCGUGGCACAGAGGCUGGAACUUCGAGAGGUAGGGAACGUGGUGGCAGGCUUGCAGGACUUUCCAUCCUGAGAUGGAGGCACCAUUCAGGGGUUCCUUUUCAGGGACAUAGGAAGCUGCCUUAUGCUUGGAGAGACUAUUUGCCUACGCUGGAAGGGAGCAGCUUUGCAGGGGAGUGGGUAGAGACCAAGCCAGACACACUGUUAGACAGAAUGAGGCAACUGCCUCAGGUAGCAGAUAUUGGGGGGCAGUUCCCUUCUUUGGAGGACAGAGCUGUGUGGGACAUAUGCACCCCCUAAACCGGCCAGCUGCCCUCAGUUGUAGGGGAGGAGCUAUUCAGUCACCAGUGCCAAAGUCAGAUUCAGCUGCCAGUCUAGCUGGCUUCUGUUCCUAGUAUGGAGGCAACGGCAGGACUCCAUCUUGCCUUUAACCUCAGGCGGCUAAAUGUCUUGGGCAGGCCUUACCUUUCCCAUUACAUAUUCUUUUUAACUGGAGAUGCCAGGGUUUGGGUUUGGGUCAGGACUUGGAACCAGGGAUUGAACUUGGGAUCUUAGCAUUCAAAGCAGUUCUGUUCCUUCCUGUGAACAUGUCACACCAUGCAGUCCUCUUUGUCAGCAUGUACAUGCACAGAAACAGGCUUGUGCAAAUGAGAGAUAAAUUCCACAGGUAUAUCGAUGUUGAAUCUGUGUUGCAGCCAAAACAACACAGUCUUGUGGCGCCUUGAAGACUAACAAAAACAUUUAGGCACAGAGAUUUCUGGAUAAGAUCCUGCUUCCUCAGAAGCAGAAAGUGGUCACCUAAAAGGUGAAGAUAAAUCAAAAAUAAAAAUUUUUAAAUUUCUGUUGGAAUUUAUAUAUCACUUUGCUACUUCACUCACCCUCAAAGCAGCUACAUUCAACAUGCAAAUAAAAAUAUGAUGUAAUGAUCAGUGUAAGCUGCUUUGAACUUUUUUUUAAUGUUGUGUGGGAUAAAAGUAUAAUAAAAGACACAUUGCCUUCUCCAAUACUGCUCAGCCCCUGAAAUCUCGUUAAAAACAUGCUGCUAAUUUCUGCUGCAUUCUGUACUUUAGAAGGCAAAGACUUUUGGUUACUCCAUCCUGGCUUGUUGUAAAAACAGCGUGUAUGUGCAAAACAAUGGCAGGAACUCUUUCUGCGCUUGGAGCUCUUGCCUUUCUAUGUCCACUAAAUUGGAAGAGUCCUGAAGAUACAUGAAAAUAGGAAAUGGCCCUGAGUCAGACCACUGGUCUGUCUAGCCCCUGUCUCUGGCUGGCGGGAGCACUCCAAGAUCUCUCCCAGCCUUGUUACCUGAGAUCCCUAUGGCACGGAUGGGGUGGCCCUCCAGAUGUUGAACUCCAGCUCCCAUCAUCCUGCAUCAACAAGUCAUGCCAAAUGGAGGAGGCAAAGGAAGCAGCAGCAAUGUGCUUCAUUUGGAUCACAAAGUUGCAGGGUCCAACUUUUCAAAGUGCCAAACUGGAGUUACCUUGGUGCGGCGUGCUCUGUUUUGAACUGUGUGUGCACGUGGAUCAGUCCCGUUCUCUGUAACGAAGCAAACGCUUGCACAUUGCUCCACGUGGGGCACGGGGCAUGCUUUUUCUUCCUUCAUAUCUCUCACAAAGUGGCCCUCACUGUGUGCAGCGAAAGUGGAGUUCAAGAUGAGUCAGCUCAAGGCGUCCGGUUGUUGACGGAGAUUUUGCAUGCCUGCGAGCAAGCAUCUUGCCUGCACGUAUAUUUCCUCAUGGACUUACAUUAGCACUGUUGACCCCUUAAGUUUUUCUUCCAUUUAUUUUCCAUUUUAUAAGUGUGGUGAGAGAGAGGAAAGGGUGCCAGAGAAAUAAAGAAAAGCAGGUCCCCACCCACUUUUGGCUCCUGUCCUGUCAACACCUGUUGCAGCUCUGCCAACCACUGCUAUGUGGCAUUCAGCAGAUUGUGCGCAAGGAAAUGUUACCCUGCUCUAACCACUACCCCACAGAUAUUUUUCCCUAUCUGAUCUGUGCUUCUGGUAUCUAGGACAGAGUCAGAAUUACGAGGGAUGGCAGCAGUGGCAUAGCUAGUGUUGCUGAGUGAAGGGUCUGGCCUGCUUUGAAUGUAUCUGAGUAGAGAUGGCUGUUGCGGCAAAGUUAAGAGAAUAUCAUUUAUGCUUGAACUGUUAGCGGUAGAUCCUGCCCUUGCUAAGGAACCUCUUCUGGCACUGACCAGUGCAUGCACCCCUUGUGGAGGACACUCCAGUUACCUGAUCCUCUUUUCCAUUUUAAUUUGGGUUCUGAAAUAUUUUGGGAAAUGGCAGGAACUCCAUGAAGUGAGGUUAGUAAAUCAGAUCUAGGGAGUGCAAACUAGACUGCUGAAUUUGAGCAGGCUUCCUCACGCUUUCCAGAACAUAUCGUUGUUCAGAUUAUUUUGACAAAUAAAUACUUGUGCAGCAAAAAAAAGGAAGCAGAGCGAUGAUGGAAUGGGAUGGGAUAGGAAAGGAAAGGAAACAGAGAUAAGGUAGAGAACAGCUCUCACUAAGUGUGAAAAUAAUAUUCUUGGCAAACUGAAAACAUGUUGUUUUGCUUCCAGUGCUGUUAAUUUUUUUUUAUCUGAAACGUUGAGGCAGUUAUGUCCACUUUAAAUAUUACAUAAUUUUGGAAGACUGUUUACCACAUUCCAGGUGUGGGUUGCUUCUGAGGCAACCACCUCAGGCCUGUAUUUUCAGCCAUAAAGCCACCAGAGGUCUUGCCUGUAAUUUUUUUAUUCCAUUUUUAUCCCAGCCUUUCUCCAAGGAUCCUGGGAAGGUAUAUAUUUUAUAACCUUUUUGAGUCCACGGCUCGCUUAAUCAACUUCAUUCUUUCUGCAGAAUCCCUGUGGGGCUCAGGAGCCCCUGCCUGCAGAGCUGGCAGCCUCUCACCCUUUUCUGAACACCCUCUCUUGUGGAGUGUUCCCUCAGCCUCCUUUCCUCUCCCCUCUCCUUGGGAGUCCUCCAGUCAGUUGCUGCUGCUGCCAUCCCUUGUCUCUAAGCGUCACAACUUAAUUUGAACCCAGGUCUUCUUGGGGGCCUACUCCAACAGUCUAAUCCAGGGCUGGGGAAUUUACGUCCCUCCAGAUGUUGAUGGACUACAGCUUCCUUCAUCCCUGACAACUGGCCUUGCUUAUUUGAGCUGAUGGGAAUUGGAGGCCAACAACAUCUGGUUCCCCUGCCCUAACCACUAUACCACACAGUGAUUACAGCAACAAGUCUCUGACCUUGCCUCCUUUGUUCUUUGCUGUCUGUAAGGCAUCCUUGAGUUAUCUUUGUAGCAAGAUGAGUCCACAUGGGCCAUGGUAGCUUCUCCGGUAAUGUCCUCCUUUCUGGGACGGACAGUACUAUUGCUGGGAGGGCCUCCACAGGAACUUCUACCGUGAUGCAAAGAAGUAUUUUGCAUCGUCUCCCAUGCUGAGAAGACAACCUAAGGAGAAAUAAAUGGGGGGUUAAAAUUCACUGAAUGGGGCACCGACACCAAGAGGCAGGGAACAAGAGUUGCCAGAGCAAGUUGACGUUGGAGCUAAGAGAAAAGAGCAAGGAAAGUGCAGGAGGGGAGAAUGAGGGCAGUAGGGCAGGAGGAUGGAGCAGGGAGCUUGAGGAAGCAAGCCAGGGCAGUAACAGGAAGCAACCGAGAUUAGAGACUGAGCCAGAAGGCGGCAGAUAUCCCUGGGGCUUAUUGCACAAGCAUUUAGUCCGGUAGGCUGGCACAAAAUUUAGAAUCCAUUCAACUUCCAGGGUGUUAAAAGGAAAAUGCAAUGGUCUAGUGCAGGGGAUAGGCAACAUGGUGUCCUCCAGAUGUUGUUGGACUACAGCUCCCAUCAGCCUUAGCCAGUGUGGCCAGUGGUCAGGCAUGAUGGGAAUUGUAAUUCAUCAACAUCUGGAAGGCCACCAUGCUAGCUGCCCCUGGUCUAGUCCUUAUGGUUUUGGAGAAUAGUUUAGUCAUUACUUGCAGAAGGCUUAGGAGAGGAUGAAACAUGGAAUAGUUUCUCUUAACAGUCUGUCCUUUUCUGCCUCUUUCUCUUCUACAACUGCUGUACCACUUUGCCAUCUAACCAAAGUCACACCACUCCUCAGUUGUUCUUUCUCCAUCAGUGAAACCUGCAUAUGUUAUGUAAAAUAAUAUGUGCCUGUUCAUCUGACGUAAUUCAGCCCUGAAGGUUGUGUUUCUAUGCAAUAGAUUUUUUUAAAAAUGCCACAUGUCACCUUAUAUAUGUUGAAAGCUUUGCUUUUGGUCCAGUCUCCCUCCCCCCCUCCACUUUUAAAAAUUAUUGUGCACUGUAAACAUGAUGGAAAAAGCUAGUUUCCUAAAGCAGGGUAGGCUAAGGCACAUGUAUUGUGCUAUUUGCAGAAUGUGAAUUGCAGGGAAUGUAAAUACAAUCUGGUUUUGACACACCCUGGCUAAGAGGCCAAGUGGUAAAUGCGCCUUCAUUAAAUUCCAGGAGUCAGUGUGGGCAGAGUACAGAGAUGAUUGAAUGGAGCACAAGCAAAUUUUGCUAACGUAGUGUGUUCAAGAGACUGAACACUCCCUGCAAAAAUGCAUCCAAAAGCCUUUUAUACUCAGUGUCGAACUAUAGACAGGACGCCAAGUUCCAUGUUUCUUUUUAAUUCUCUCUCUCUUUUUAUAGAUAAAAAGCUGCCCUGGAAGAUUGUGAUCAGGAGUAGAGGAGGCAACGGGCUGCACAACCCCUUCCUCUUCUAACAUUAUUUGGGCCACUGCCACAAAGAUUUUCUUCCCUCAAGAGUGAAGAUACAUGCCCAUUUUGCACAUGGUGUCAAGCUAUAAAUUAGCAUUAUGUGCAUAAGCAGCAGUGAGCCUCAGCUUGGUGUACAUCCUGCUCUCUGGUCUGUCUUCUUUACUCCUUUGGUGAAGCUGUGAAAAGAUUGGCUCUUCAGAUAACUAACUUUGAACUGAGGGAGAACUCUAGUUUAAACACAGGCAAGCCUGGGUCAAACCGUGGUUUAUUAUCCUGGCCUAUCAAGCUACAGUUGAAACUAACAAUGAUUUCCUUCUUUUCUAACACAACAGGGAACUCUAGUUAUUUUAUAAGUGGAUACUUCCAAUUUCUUUGUUGUUACAGCAGAAGAAGAGAGUAUGUUCAGGGGAGUAUGUGAGCUUGAUUCUUCAUGUUGCUUAUGCACACAACAAUAAGUUAUGGUCUACAUCCAAAACAGCCCCCAUUUCCCCAUAUUUCUACCCCAAAGGGAUAUGAAGACAGCACAGGGGCAAUAUUUAAUGGAAAAGUGGCCGAAGGGGAAAGGGUUAAGCAAUACCUCAUUUUCUGCUAUUGCGUUUCUGAUCACAGCCUUGCAAGGCUAUGUUCCCCAUCCCCUCAUUUUAGAAAAAAGACAUUACAUUGAGUAAAAAAGAGACAUAGUUAUGUGAAAUGCCUAGCAUGGCCCUUUUGUGCUAAGCAUCAGGCCACAAAACCAGGAGACCUUGGGCUGCAGCUGAGGCCUAGCAAAGUGAGCCACUGAGGGUGAUUUGUUCUCAGACUUGAGAGUUCUCUUGAGGAACAGAAGAUAAGAGGGAUAGCCACCAACUUACCACAGGUGAAAAUGGUGCACAGGAUGGUGAAACUAAAAGUGAAGUCCAGCACCCUAGCUGUAUGACCUGGUUGACCGUGGCAAGACCAACACGAUCCAAACUUGAGCAUCUUUGUCACCAGAAACAGGAAAUGAAAAGUAUGUGCAAGCAGAUGGCCCCAGAUGCAAAUUUUCAGUCUCUUUAGAUUCUGGUGUCUGGAAAUUUGCAGAUACUCUCACAAAUCUUGCCUCCCUAGAGAAAUGUCUCAUUUGUCUGAUGGGCUGGUGCUAAUUAAAAGAUAAUCUUUUAGAACAUGCAUCUGCCACAUAGCUAAUUAGGUAAUAAGUCAGUGUGAGUGUGAUUGCUACAUCAAACACUAUUGCAUCGUGGAUUUAUGGCAUAGGCUAUGAUCCACACACUAAUUAAAAAGACUUGGACGGAAGCCUGUUCCACUUGGAAUAAAAUUGGCUCCAACGUAAGUAUUGUGACCAGACCUGUUUGUGAAUUGCUCAUUCGCGUUAAAAGGUGACAAAACUGAUCUCCAUUUCAAAGCUGUAGGAUUGCUCACAAGGACCGUGUCUCUGCUUCAGGCAAAGUCUGAAUCCAGAACUAAAAUGGGUUGCUUAGGAAAAAUUCAGACUUUGUCUUAACAUUAACAAGCAUCAAUGUUAUGAUAGUAAUAGUAAUAAUAAUUUAUUAUUUAGGCCCCACCCAUCCAGGUGGGUUUCCCCAGCCACUCUGGGCAGCUCCCAACAGAAUAUUAAAAAUGCGAUAAAACAUCAAGCAUUAAAAGCUUCCCUAAACAGGACUGCCUUCGAUGAUGUCUUCUAAAAGUCAGAUAGUUGUUUAUUUCCUUGACAUCUGAUGGGAGGGCGUUCCACAUGCAGUCAUCACUUAAUUGUGUAGGGCAAAUAACUUAAAUAAGCAAAGAAACAUUUCCAUGAAGAAUACUACCACGUAAAUCAACCAGUUCCUUCUGAAGGUGAAUGGAAGAAAUUGUCUAUGUUCUGUAUUUCUACUGUAGGUUAGAAACUUAUGCCGAAUUGUGGGGGGAAACAAUCUCACUUUGACCUCAUAAAACGCUUAGCUUAUAAGUUAUUUCCCCUCAAAAAAGGCUGUUUACCAUACCCUAGCAUUCCUCUAAAACUGGGCUGUAGUCACCUGUGCUUCUGCAGGCAGGUGAAUUAUUAACUCUUUAAAGUACAAACCCAUAUCUUCUUCCUCAAACAAAUUUAGGAGAGCUACCCAAGCAGUAGGCAUAGCGUGGUGAUCUGUUAUCGCACCAAUUUCUUGAAAACUAUCAUUGGACUUUGGACAAAUCCCACUUUGACGAUGAGUAGUGGAAACCUGGCAGUCCCUCCAGCACCUUGGUGGGGAUGAGGGAACCGCAUAAGGCAACUUGCAUGGUGCUGAGCACCAUUUAUGCACUCAUUUUAACCACAAUUUCCCAUCUCUCGCUGGGAUACAGUGGAGGGGGUGUUUGUUCCACAUAUCUUGUUCAACCUUGUAACGUAGGCUGAGCUCUUUUCCUUGUAUUAUUCUGAGACCAUCUGGACUCAGAUUUUAAGAGAAGUUGGUAAAGUUUCAAAACCAGUCCCUUCGUGCAUCUAUCACUAUAUUUCACUAUUUCCCCCCCUCCCCCAAAUCCAGGAGUUGUCUGGUAGCAGUUUCUCACAUAGCCCUUUUGUUCAAUAGAAGUGGAAAGCUGGACUCAGAACAGUCAGGAUAAUUGGAAAUCUCUUCUGCCAGAAUGGGGACCACGUUUUCAAAAAGUUGCAAAGGUGACAUAGGACUUUAUUGAGAGAUAAUCACUAGUCUGGCCUGCUGAAUUUAGAGCUGCUUGUAGGUGCUAUGAGGGGCGUCUUUCUUGACUGCCAUUGCUAAACCGCCCUCUGCAUCUGAGACAGCUUGAGUCAAUCAGUCCCGGGCAUCUGGUGUUUUGGAUUACUGUUACGAAGUAAUCUGCUGCAAGAUUUUCAGCUGUCUGGGUAGUAUAAAAGUGUCUUCACCGGAUUCGGCAACAAUUCAUGUUCUCAGUUUCAAGGAAGAGAGAUCUAAUAAUUUUGCGUUUUACUUCUCAUCAAAGUUCUUUGGACUAUGUGAAUACUAAAUUUCAUGGUUUUGAGUCAUAUGCUCAUAGUUUUGGUACCUAUUGGUGUGCCUAGGUAAUUUUGAAAUCUGAAUUUAGCAUUUACUGAUGUGUGCUCUUUAGAUGGUUAUGUUGUGUUGGUCUCGUAUCAAUUUAUUUAUCGCAUCUAUUACACAUACCCUGGUGCAUCCAUAUCACAAGCGCUGGAGGUUGUGGCAUGGUAUACAAGACAGUGUGAGCUUCCAUAGCCUUGAUACCCCAUGAUGCAUGGACCAUCCUAGAUGGGGGGGUUGUUUCCAGUGUUCAGCAGAGCAGGCCCAUUGAAAUCAAUGGAUAUGUCAAGGUCCAAUAACGUCAGUGGUUCUACUCUGAAUGGAACUUACUUAAAUGCCACCCUCGGUUAGGAUAUAAACACUUGCCUAAAUCCCGUUGAAAUUAAGUGAAGUUCAUGUUUCCUUUGGUGUGUCCUGGCAGUUGGCUAGAGAGACCAGAGAUAAUUAUUCUGCUAUUAUAUCAGCUGGGGAAGUCCCAUAUGCAAUGUAUUUGCAUGACGAAUAUUCAGAACUUUAUAAUGUUCUCUUUGGAGUACUGGCCCAAGUCAGUCUUGCCUAGUUUUAAAAAAAUACUGUUCUUUUGAGGGAAAUCUUUCUUUGCCCCUGCAGCUCAGAUUUCCUUACUUCGGUGUUCUGUUCCCCACAUAUAUUUUGUAUUAGUUACAGGGUUGAGUGCUACCCUUCCUCCCCACCUUUUCAGAUGUUCCAUGCACAUUCAAUAAUAUUGCUGUUUCUUGUACAUCUAACAAAGAGGGCAAUUAGCUGGAACAUAACUGUGUAGAAAAUCCACGGUCCUUUCUGUCUAGGGUUGAUUUACUGCCCGGAGGUUGAAUGAUGAGUAAGUUGCUAAAAUAAAUAAACCUUGCAACAGUGUUAAUCUCAGAAGCUUAACAUAUUUCAAGAGUUAUGUCAUGUCGUUUCUGCAGGGCUAGGUAAUCUCUUGUGCUAUGGAUAGCUUUAGCCGUGAUUACAAAGUGAUUCGCUUUUAGCCCAUUCAGCAUCAGUGCUCCAGGAUGCCUGAACGCCACCAAGAGCUUGCGAAACUGAAAUAUACCUUUGCAGCCGUGCGUGUGAGCUGGAAACAGCACAUUUUAUCCCAAUUCUACGGGGAAUCGCUUCUCCCAUCUCAGGAGCUCUAGAACUGAAACACUAGAACUUUCUGGUUGUCUGAAUUUGGUCUUUUUCUCUGUAAAGCCAAAGGGGUAAACAGCAUUCUGUUGUAUGUACUUUAGAUUGUGUCCAUUUUAUAGUGGCAGCAUCAAUUGUUACGUUUUGUGCAAGUUAGAAAGGGGAGGGCAAGCUUGUUAUCAAUCCAGUAUUGGCACAACAGUGGCAUACGCUGUUGUUGUUGUUUGUUGUUAGCAUUAGCAUAGCAAACCAUAACAUAUGAAUGGCACAUCUCUAGAAAAGGAACCACAAUAACAUUCACAUUCAUCCCUUCUUUUGCUUGCCUCUCCCUCCCUUCCCAUGCACACAUGUCUACAUUUAGAUUGCAAUCUCUGGCAGGCAGAGAACUGCCAUUUCAGCUAGAAAAUCUGAACCAAUAAAAAAUGGGCUUAUUUUCUUAUAAAGUAAAGCAUUAGCUCUUAUCUUUUAUAUUCACAUUAGUGGGUGCAAUCUAAUAGGACAGUAAGGAGCUCUCACAUUUUCAUGGCGUUUCCAACAGUUGCAAACCAAGGCACUAUUCCCAGUGACUCAGGAGCACUGCUCUUUUUUUUGGAUCAUGUGACAGGAGCCCAUGCUAUAUCUCACCAUUCACUAUUUGGUUUUUUGGGGGGGUACAUUUUGCAUGUGAUUACAUAUAUGAAGCAGCUGGUCUUUAUAAUAAUAAUAAUAAUAAAAUUCAUUUAUACCCCGCCCUCCAGGGCCAGAGCUGGGCUCAGGGCGGCUAACACCAGUAAAAUUCCAGUAAAAACAUAAAGGGGGGGGGGAAUCAAUUUAAAAUACAGGUUAAAAUGCAAUUUAAAAUGCAGCCUCAUUUUAAAAGUAGCCCAUAGAUCAAAACCAUAAGAAGAGGGAAACAUAAGGGUCAGACUGAGUCCAAACCAAAGGCCAGGCGGAACAGCUGGCCUUUGCUGCAAGGAUGGUGAUAAUUCAGCAUCAGUUGCUCAAACACCAAAAUGUCUCAGUGGCCAGCUUAAAUCAUGGCACAGAGCCGAAAGAUUAGCAGUGGUAGCCCACAUUUGUUACUAUAACCGGCAAGCCUGCUAAAUGCAUUAGCACCUGGGCAGAUAGAGAUCACCUACAGUGAUGGCAGCUUUGUGUAAGAAGCAUUAUCAUAACUUCAAGCAAGAUCAAGUGCCAGUGACUCCCAAACUGUAUGCCAAGGCACACUAGUAUGCCUUGAGAAAAUUGCUGGGGUGCUACAAGCAAUUAAUGCAUUAAUUAAAAGAAUCCCAUGAAACUAAAGUUCCUACCAACAGGAGAGGGUGUCAUGGGCUUUGCAGACACUCGAACUCAGGGCGCAAGGGAGAAACGUGCUAAGAGGAAGGCAUGCUUGGCAAAUCCACACCGUGAUCAGCUCCCGCCCGGAAACCAAUGUCCCCACUGUGGAAGGACGUGUGGAUCCAGAAUUGGCCUCCACAGUCACUUACAGAAAAUCUUACUCGGCUGCGAGUGAUCACCAAAGAAGAAGAUACAGAUCCACUGUUCUGGUCUGGUCUCCUGCCAAUCAGCUGUCAUUGGGGACUGGCCAUCUUGCUACAUCAUUGCGCUGAUAUAAUUUGAUCAUUCUCGGAUGUAGCAGGGUUGCCAUGCAUCUUUGCCUGAUGAGUUAUACUGCUCCGUGAGAAUGCGCAGAUCAGUGACUCUUGCAGAAAUGGAGCAGGUGGGAACACUGGAAGCUGCCUCAUAAGCCAAAUGAGGCCACUAGUCCUUCUGGCUCAGUAUUGUAUUAUUAUUAUUAGUAGUAGUAGUAGUAGUAGUAGUAUACUGCCCUAUACCUGCAGGUCUUAGGGUGGUUCACAGGAUAAAAUCACAAUAUAAAAACACAAAAUACAUAAUCAAAACAAAAACAAAAAUAACUCAAUAGCCCCCCCCCAAUAUACUGUCUUUUUCCAUGUAUAAGACUAUAUUUCCCCCCAAAUUUUUAAAGUUUCAAACUGGGGGUCGACUUAUAAACGGAAUGUUUAAAAUAUUUAUUUCUUAAUUUUGGUCUCAAAAAAUAGGGGUUGUCUUAUACAUGGGGGCGUCUUAUACACUGAAAAAUACAGUAUAUUGACUGUCAGCAACUCUUCAGGAUUUCUGUACACAACAUGUGCUCUGCUGCUGGUUCCCCAGAGGGGAGGUGAUUUUUUUGGCCUUGUUUUAGUCUGGUGUUGGAAUGAAAUGUGCCAUUAAUUUUGUUAUCCUUAAUAAUAAUAAUAAUAAUAAUCCUAAUAAUACGGUCAUCUCCAGGCUUGACUACUGUAAUUCGCUCUACGCAGGGCUGCCCUUGAAGCUGUCCCAGAAACUCCAGCGGGUGCAGAAUGCUGCAGCGAGGCUCCUCACGGGUCUCUGCCAUGGGAGCAUAUUCAGCCAGUGCUUUUCAAGCUGCACUGGCUCCCGGUAGAGUACAGGGUCAGAUUUAAGGUGCUGCUUUUGACCUUUACAGCCCUUCAUGGCCUAGGACCCUCGUACCUAUGGGACCGCCUCUCCUGGUAUGCCCCACGGAGGACCUUAAGGUCCAUAAAUAGCAACACCCUAGUGGUCCCGGGCCCUAAGGAACUUAGAUUAGCUUCAACCAGAGCCAGGGCCUUUUCAACACUGGCUCCAGCCUGGUGGAACGCUCUGCCUCAUGAGACCAGGGCCCUGCAAGAUCUGAUUUCUUUCCGCAGGGCCUGUAAGACAGAGUUGUUCCACCUGGCCUUUGGCUUGGAGCCAAUUUGAUUCCCUCCCUCUUUCUUUUUUCCUUUCCUUCUCCUCCUGCGAUGAGGCUACAUUUUAAUAUUUUAAUGUUUCAAUAUUUGAAUGUUGUAUUUUAAUUUUGUUUUUAAGUUUUAAUCAUUCAACUUGUUUUUAUUAUUGCUUGUAAGCCGCUCUGAGCCCGGCCUUGGCUGGGGAGGGCGGGGUAUAAAUAAAAAUUAUUAUUAUUAUUAUUAUUAAUGUACUCCUCAAAUAGCAGAAGCUUGGGAAGCACCACUGUAGAAACUGAUUUUAUUUUAAUUGUAUUGCUUUUCUGCUUUGUUGCUUUCCCCCCCUGGGCUCCUUUGGGAGGAAGGGUGGGAUGGAAUCUUUUAAUAAAUAAUAAUAAUAAUAAAUUAACUGCAAAGUGUUACAGGUUUUACUUUGGAAUAACUGAGCUCUUCCUUUUGCCCUUUUCUCCUAGAUCACUUAUUUCAGCCUCUGGUAUUUCAACAAGCAAAACCAGCGCCGGUGGAUAGACUUAGACAAGCCUCUGAAAAAGCAACUGGACAAAUAUGCCUUGGAGCCGACUGUAUUCUUCGGUGUGGUGUUUUAUGUGCCUUCUGUCUCCCAGCUUCAACAGGAGAUUACCAGGUGAGUGGUGCAAGCAUGCCUGCCAUGUUCUGCAAUGAGGAGGGAGCAUCUUUUAGCUAUCUUUACCUGGCACUUUUCAGCCUGUAGUUUUCUGUGUUUAUCUUCUUUUCAGAACAGUGAGCAUGAUGUAGGUUGUUGAGGUUAAGGUCUGCCCGUGUUCACUAGAGAGCCAGUGUGGUGUAGUGGUUAAGAGCGGUAGUCUCGUAAUCUGGGGAACCAGGUUCGCGUCUCCGCUCCUCCACAUGCAGCUGCCAGUCACACUUCUCUGAAGUCUCUCAGCCCCACUCACCUCACAGAGUGUUUGUUGUAGGGGAGGAAGGGAAAGGAGAAUGUUAGCCGCUUUGAGACUCCUUAAAGGGAGUGAAAGGCGGGAUAUCAAAUCCAAAUUAUUCUUCUUCUUCUUCACUAUAAGCUUUUCAUUUUAAUUAACCAAAAAGGUGUAGCAGGCAGGUAAAUUAUAUUAGUGCACGGUGUUACACUCUAGGUGUAGGUUCCCGUCAGAAGCCGCACCAUGAAAACUUCUUCUAAAAUCACCAUGAAAACAGCUUCUAAAAACUUUUCUUCUAAACAGAAAACUUAGUUUGUCAGUAAUACUACUUAGGUCGAACCAGGAUAUUGGAUUUAGGAUUAAGGACAAGGUAAAAUAUGCACUCUUGCCCCACCUUUAGAAAAUUUUAUUAUUUGAGUUCUUAACUAUGACACAGGUGUAGAUACGUUUUAUCUUGUCCCAUAAGUGAACCUCUCCUGCAAAUAAAGUACGCUCCUUUUGAUUGAGGGUGCUGGUGGUGGGGGAGUCACAUUUUAUGUGUGAUACAGGGUAGUCCCUCUAUUCUUCUCCUUAGCGUGGAUGCUAAGGAGUGGAUCUCCCCCCCGCAAAAAAGUCAGGAUGCUCCCAAGUUCCAGACCACCUCCAACUGUAGCUAGAAAUGCGACUAGGUUGUGUGUUUGGCAGCACACGGUCAGAAUCACCAGUCUGACCCCUGUGCCCAGACUCCAUGUUACACACCCAAACCCAAAAUGCUGUCUGCAGAGGGUGAUCAUAGUGUCACCCUGCUGCCCAGACAAGCAGGAAAGAAUAUAAUUGCUCAAGCAUAAAACAGGGUUGGGUCACCUCCAGAUGUUGCUGAAUUAUAACUAUAGUCAUCCCUGACCUUCGCCAUGCUAGCUAAGGAUGAUGGGAAUCCAUCAACCUCUAUAUUCACAGGCUUCGGAAAAUUGCCCUGAAUGCAUGUUCUCUUUCCAUAAUAGAUACCAGUAUUAUCUACAAUUGAAGAAAGACAUAUUGGAAGGAAGCAUCCCAUGCACGUUUGAGCAAGCAGUGCACCUGGCUGGGUUAGCUGUUCAAGGUAACGAACAUGUUUAGCUGAUUUUAGGAGCUGCUUGAACUUUGUGUUCCUGGGAGAAGUGGGUGCAUGGCCCACAGUCCACCAAGGCUCUGUCCCCUAAAAGGCGUUUCAGCCCUUUUCUGUGGAGCAAUCUGGGUUGAGGGAGCUUAGGCUUACAGCAGCUGUUUUUCUAGCCCAUGGCCAUCGUUGUGUAGCUGUUAGCCUUUCAGCUGGGGAACACUCUUUGGCAGGCUAGAGAUAGCAACAAACUCCAGGUCCCUUCCCGCUCACAACACUGCGAGGUAGGCAAGGCUGAGAAAUGAAACUCCCUUCCAUUUGAAGUCAGUUGAACUUCUGGCACCUCCUGAAUACUUUUAUUUUAAACUGGAUUCUGAUUUUAUCAUUUUGUUUUUGUACUGAGUUACUCGCACACCACUUACAGACAAUUAAGUGCUAUGUAAACAGAUGAUGUAAUAAAUGAAUGAAUGAUGUUUUGCCUAAAGCUUUGUUAGUUUGAUUGAGCCUGGGAUUCAAGCGCCGACACUCAUCACUCUGCCUAGUCUGCUGCGCUACACAGAUCUGGUGUGGUACCCAUAACUAGUUUCCUAACCCCAAUACAUACUUUUUAAAAGUGCUGUUGUAAACUUACACGUAACACAAUAGUAGCUUUAUUUUUUAUGCUGUAACUAAGAUAAGUAGGUGAUAACUGUUCCUUAUUUAGUUACCCUUGCUGACACCAUCAGAAGAUUGUAUUUUUAUUUUAUUUUUUUAAUGAAUCACUAAUGUGUUGAGGUUCUGUGACACCCCACUUACAGACUAGCAGUUAUAAAACAAACUGCUGUGUUGCUGCCAUUCCAGCUAUUAAGAUAAGGAGGGGUUCAUCUUUCAGUACUGAUUUGCUGAUUCAGGGAGUUUUAAGUUCUUUUUUUAAAAAAAAGAAAAACGCACAGGUAGAAAAGAACUCACACAGAAACGACUAUUUAUUUUAGACUGAUGCAGUAGCAAUGAUCAGAAUACAUUGAAGAUAAGAAUACAUUGGCCUUCCAGUAUUGAUUUCCUUUUUCUUUUUAAAAUCUUUAUUUUAAAUAUGGUUUGUGGGGGAAAUCAACAAAAUCAAAUAAUACAAUAUAUAAAUAAUCAAGAUCCAUAAAUAAGGUUCCAUGCACUCAAUUGCUCAUACAAAUUGCACAUGCAUUGAUGCACCCGUGGCUCAAUCUACAUCUGCACACGUUCUUCCUCACUUACGACAAUUGCCAUAGUCCAACACCCACCAGUGCAUAGCUAGACAGGCCUUGCUGUAACCCUGCUAGCUUUACAUGAUAAACCUAAAACCAAAUUCACUUUUGGGAAUCCAUGAGCGGCGCAUUGAAACAAAUCAUUUUCUUGUCGCUUUUAAACUCCCGUCUCAAUUCUUGUUGGGUUUGCAAGAUCCAGACCUUAGUGUAUAUCAACGGAACUCUUCUACCAUGUGCCUCCUUGUUUGCAAAUGAAAUAAAAAAUAAAAUCAUACCACUCAUCCUCUGGAUACUUUUAAUUUGUGGGAUUUCCCCCCAGAGAAGGACUAUUUACCAUACCUGCCUUGAGUAGCAAUACCCUAUAUGAUUCCGAACUACAGUUUUCAAAGGUUUUACUAUGGAUGCCUGUGCUGCUGUAAGCAAGUGCAAAAUAAGCUCUUCAUUUUUUAAGAUCCGCAACCUCCCCUGCGUACAAAUUCAGUAGAGCCAAAUAACAUUUUAUUGUGUGUUUUUUUACCGUUGGAAAGUCACAUCUCCCAAGAGCAUGGCCAAAAGGCUAGUACAGUGGUACCUCGGGUUACAGAUGCUUCAGGUUACAGACUCCGCUAACCUGGAAGUAGUACCUUGGGCUAAGAACUUUGCCCCAGGAUGAGAACAGAAAUCGCACGGCGGCGGUAGCGGGAGGCCCCAUUAGUUAAUGUGGUACCUCAGGUUAAGAACAGUUUCAGGUUAAGAACGGACCUCCAGAACGAAUUACGUUCGUAACCAGAGGUACCACUGUAAGAAACUUUGCAGGGAAGUGUGCUUAUUAACAUUGUUAAUAAACUGCAGGUACUUUAUUAGAAUUGUAGAGUUGGAAGUGACCGCGAUGAUCAUCUAGCCCAAUGCCCUGCAAUGCAGGAAUCUUUACCACCCUGGGAUUUAACUAUCUCAUUCUCUACUGACUGUAUAAUUGUAGAGAGGAUAGCUCCAAUAACAGUGCUUUAUUUUAGAAAAGAGUUGGAGUCAAAUGCAGUCCUGCAUAUUCUUUUUUGUGAGCCUUUAGGUCAGGGGUCAGCAAACUUUUUCAGCAGGGGGCUGGUCCACUGUCCCUCAGACCUUGUGGGGGGCUGGGCUAUACUUAGAAAAAAAAUAUAUGAAUGAAUUCCUAUGCCCCACAAAUAACCCAGAGAUCCAUUUUAAAUAAAAACACACAUUCUACUCAUGUAAAAACACCAGGCAGGCCCCACAAAUAACCCAGAGGUGCAUUUUAAAUAAAAGGACACAUUCUACUCAUGUAAAAACAUGCUGAUUCCUGGACCGUCCAGGGGCCGGAUUUAGAAGGCGAUUGGGCCAGAUCUGGCCCCCGGGCCUUAGUUUGCCUACCCAUUCUUUAGGUUGUUUUUUAAAACAACAACAACAACAACCUGUGAGUGAACUGGUAUAUGCAUGACUACAGUACCACACAAGGUGUAUGAAGUCUAGUUCAGACAGCAUGAUUUGAGCAUGCCCUACAAGAUACUCAGGUUUCCUUUGGACCACUUUAAAACCAUUAGAGCCGCAAUGCCUUUUGACAGUUGCAGGAUAACUGCUUGAAUAUAGGAAAUGUGCUUUGCAGAAACUGAAGUUAAAACCAGGCUGCCCAGAACUAUAACGGUAUUUCAAAAGGUAAUAGCAAAAUGACUACCCAGACUGUUGAAAUUGGCUGUCAUUUUCUGAAAUGCCUUUGAAUGAUGCAUUCAUUCUCCCUUGGUAUGUAUAUCCAGCACGCUGAAGGGAAGUAGGCUUUAAUACCUAGGAAUUAUGAUUUUGUUCCUUUCCUACAAUCUUCAUUUUCCUCCUUGCCAUUUUCAGUGGCGUUACCUACCUAUAAAGCCCAUUUCUACUAUUUUACACAGAAAAUAGCAGUGAAAUUGCAGCAGACUCUGAGCAGAAGCUAUGCAGUGCAAAUUUGCGCUGUCUCUCCCCACUCCCACCCCCACCAUCGUAUUGGAUUUUUCCUUUCCCUACUUCUGUCUUAAUGUUUUCCUCCUUUACUUUUAUCACUCAUCCUCGGUUCCAUUGCUCAUCCUUGCUUACUGCAGAAUGUUAGGUCCCAGGAAGGAGAAGAAGUCACAUUCUUUAUGUGUUCCCAUGUACUCUAACUGUCCCUGUUUGCCAGAGGCCUUCCCUUUCCUUGGUUACCUGUCCCAAGUAAAUUACAGUUGUUAUUAUUGUGUUCCCAUUUUGCCCUUUUAGGGAUGCCCUUUGAAAUGGCGGUGGCAUGUGAGCUGCUGGAGUUGUCCUGAUAUGCCCCACAGAGGACCUUAAGGUCCACAAAUGACAACAUUUUGGAGGUCCCAAGUCGCAAGGUGGUUAGAUUGGUCGCAACUAGGGCCAGGGCCUUUUCAGUACUGGCCCCGACUUGGUGGAACGCUCUGUCACAAGAGACUAGGGCCCUGAGGGACUUGACAUCUUUCCGCAGGGCCUGCAAGACCGAGCUGUUCCACCUGGCCUCUGGUUUGGACUAAGUCUGACCCUUAUGUUUCCCUCCCCUUAUGGUUUUGAUGGGCUACUUUUAAAAUGAGGCUGCAUUUUAAAUUGCAUUUUAACCUGUAUUUUAAAUUGGUCCCCCCCCCAUUAUGUUUUUACUGUAAUUUUACUGUUGUUAGGUGCCCUGAGCCCGGCUCUGGCCGGGGAGGGUGGGGUAUAAAUAAUAAUAAUAAUAAUAAUAAUAAUAAUAAUAAUAAUUUUCAAGGUUUCUCCUCCUGGUUCUUCAGCAGUCAAAUCUCUUUAGCAGAGUGCCAUCCCUAGCUUUUGGGGCAGGGAGUCCUUUGGCAAGAUGCCCUUAGUGAGCCCCACCCAAAUGGGCCCACUGCUUUGUAGCCACUACCCCUUCCCCUCUAUUUUCCCUUCUCUUGCCCUCUUCUGCUUACAGCUGCCAAAAUAAAGAGGGUGAAAUAAGCAGGGGCUUCUCCUUGCUCCCUAUCACUGUUGGCUUUCUCAUUUAGUUAGUUAAUUGAAUUCAAGGAUGGCUUCCCAGGACAAAACACCCCAAAUUGAUUGAAACAAAAAUUAAAAUGUUGUAAUAGAUUGCAUUAACACAUUAAGAACGUAGAGUAAAAAACCACCAACCUAUAAUUGGUGCAGCUCAAAUGCCCAGCACAACAAAAGCUUAUUUUCCUGGUGCCAAAAUGAAAGCUGGUGCCAAGCGGGCCUCUCUGGGGAGACGAUUCCAUAGAUAAGGAGCUACUACAGAAAAGACCCACUCUCUUAAAGAGAUCAGAUGAGCAGGCAAUGGCAGCAAGGAGCAGCAAAAGCCAGGCUAGAAGGCUCAAGGCAUCAGUAGUAGGUCCCUCUGCUGAAGGAUGGGGCUUUGCCUGACAAUGCACAACAUGACAUUUUACAACCUGCAGAGGCACAUUUUGAGCUUCAGCAGCAUAAUAUCGGACGUUUGUGUAUUUAAAAAUAUAUCGCAGCCCAAAGAACAAACGGACCGUCUUGGCUUUUAAAACCAGUGGAGGACGACCCUAAAUGAAACCAGCAUAGCACAAGAGAAAGUUGCAUCCUUCAGCGAUUCAUGAUGCUCACAGACAGCAGUUUUUAAUUUGGGUAGAGAGGUGUUUCAAGUGUGGCCUUAUUUUCAUCUGCGAAAUGCAGGAGGCAGUAUCACUCUUGGUUUUAACUUAGCACUUUGGUGUAGCUGCUAUAUGCCAGAGAAGAAAACAACCACAAGAAUGAGGUGGAUGCCUGGCAGGGAAAACGAAGAGAGUGCUCUAAGCCUCUGGUCUAUUUUCCUUUGCUGCCUCCGUUUACUUGCUAUGAAUGGUGAUCUCGUGUGCUAGAAAAGACUUGCCAAGAACGUUAUUUGCCAGUGAGAUCAAACUGAUGACUUGAAAUAGCUUGUUUAUGCAACAUUCUUUAAUUUCUUUUCUUUAGCAUCAUCUGGCUCUUUAAUAAUGACUGUUCAACAAAUUAUUACUUGUUUAAUUGCUCUUGUACAAUUUAAGCAGUCUUGGCUUUGCACAAUUUUAUUUUGAGAUGAAAAACCAAAGGGCACCAACCACUAUGCUGUAUCUGUUAUGAGACUUUUCUGAAAUAGUGAACUUCCCUAUGCACUUAAUUCCUGCCUGUUUUCUCUUAAUUCCUCAGCUGAUUUUGGAGAUUAUGACCAAUAUGAAUCGCAGGAAUUUCUACAGAGAUUUGCCUUGUUUCCUGUGGUAAGAAUAGCUCACUUCUUCCCCCUUCUCUCUCCAAUUCCAAUUUUGGAAAUUACUGGGGGGAAAACAAACUGAUGUAGAAAUAUCAGAAGUGAACACAUUAUGCCUGGUGGUUGCUAAUCUUUUUAUUUUGUCUUUUAAACCCAACAGAUGUGUGUUAGUCUUUACUUUAUUGUAAUUCACUUUAGAGGAUUGCCUGAGAAGCUUGAUAAAUAAAAAUAGUUUUUUAAAAAAUCAUUUUUCAAAAGUAGUACCAUUCAUUACUAAAUCUCCCCCCCCCCUUUCAAAAGGGUCAUUUAGAUACCCUUCCUGUUCUGAAAACUUGUUUAAUGUUAAUACAGUCAUACCUCGGCUUACAGACGCUUCAGGUUGCGUUUUUUCAGGUUACGGACCGCUGAAACCCGGAAGUACUGGAACGGGUUACUUCCGGGUUUCGGUCGCACUUUGCACAUGUGCAGAAGCGCUAAAUCGCAACCUGCGCGUGCGCAGAUGCGGGUUGCGAACGCUGCGGGUUGCGAACGUGCAUCCUGCACAGAUCACAUUCGCAACCUGAGCGUCCACUAUAUCAUAAUAUAAAAACCUGGGAGAAAUUAAAAUAUCGCUUCUUUCAAGGCAGUGGGCAUAACUCCCUCCUGCAGUGAGGCACUGACCAUUCCAUUUAGUCAUUCACCUUCUACCCAGUUUUAUCAGCCAUGUUGGUCAGGCAGGGAUGAAGAAGGCAUAUUGUUGGUCUCACCGCUGCAAGCAUCCCACAUCAACGGGUUGAAGCCACUGACCCCUCAAGGUGUAAAUCUUGGUUGUUCCCAGGACCUCCCAACAGAUCUGAACCAACUGUGGUAUCAAGUUCAGUACGGAUCCAAGUGAUCUGGCUCUCAAAAUGAUUCAGUGUGGUGUAGUGGUUAAGAGCAGUGGACUCGUAAUCUGGUGAACUGGGUUCGCUUCCCCGCUCCUCCACAUGCAGCUGCUGGGUGACCUUGGGUUAGUCACACUUCUCUGAAGUCUCUCAGCCCCACUCACCUCACAGAGUGUUUGUUGUGGGGGAGGAAGGGAAAGGAGAAUGUUAGCCGCUUUGAGACUCCUUCGGGUAGUGAUAAAGCGGGAUAUCAAAUCCAAACUCUUCUUCUUCACAAAUCUCUCACCUCAGGCUACUGACUGGUUCAGUGUCAGUGAUUUAACACUGUUCUGAGCCAGCUCAUUUACCACUCUGUAAACAGCCCUGCUUGGAGAUUCACUGAAGAUGCAAUAGAGCAGCAGUUCUCAACCUGUGGGUCCCCAGAUGUUGUUGGACUACAACUCCCAUCAUCCCUAGCUAGCAAGGCCAGAGCUCAGGGAUGAUAGGAGUUGUAGUCUAACAACAUCUGGGGACCCACAGGUUGAGAACCACUGCAAUAGAGACAGAGAGUGAUGCUCUCCUCACCUGCCAUGUGGUAGGUAUGGCUGUGUAUUUGCUCCUCUAUUUGGUCAGAUAUGUGCCAAAUUUAGUGCCACCUAUGCUCCAGCUACUGACCAACCUCCUUCAUAGCCUGGAACUCCUCAGGAAACUUAAGGAGCCUACUGGACUCUUCAUGAGCAGAGAGAUUCCACCCUCUCUGCCUAAAGGCAGUUGCUUAAUUACCUCAACAGGAGAGCUCACUAUCCAAUUACCACCCAUUAAACAUUUUGCAUUUGCACCCAUGGAUGUUUUCCAUGCUUUCACCAGGUCGCCAUUCCCUAGCACACCAUAUCUCACCAAGAGGCUGGGUUAGGGCACCUACCUUGUCAGUGAUGGUUCCGACCUGGUGGAAUGCUCUGUCCCAUGAGACUAGGGCCCUUCAUGAUUUAACCUCCUUCUGUUGGGCCUGUAAGACAGAGCUAUUCCACCUGGCCUUUAAUUUGAAUUCAGCCUGAUCUUUUAUUUCCCUUCUCUUCCCUCCCCCUCCCCUUUUAUGAAGAUUACCCGCUCUGAGACCCCACAGCUAAUUCUCCCCUGGCCUCCUCGCUGGCCCAAGUAGGACUAAUUCAGCCAGCUAGUCCUGGUGAUUAUCUAAUGCUUAUUAGAUGGAUUUCCCCUAAAUUGAUUUCCGAACUUUGAAUUUUAUGAUUAUUCAUGUUUUUAUAGUGUAUUUUAUGCUGCCUUUACAAUUAAAUUUGUUGUUAGCCGUCCUGAGCCCAGUUUUUGAACCGGGAAGGGGGGUAUAAAUAAAAAAUAAUUAAUUAUUAUUGUUACUGGUUGUUCCUGGAAUCAACCCAUCAGUAACCAAAUAUUCCAAGGACUAAACACCCUCACCCAAGUGGCUCCCAAUGGGGGGUAAACCCCUUUGGUGGUGAACCCACGGCCCAAGGCAGUGUUUCUUAAGGAGGUACUGAUGAAGGCAGGCACAGGUGCCUGCAAUCAAGAACUGCCGAGUCAAGCCUGACUCGGCCCUCUAGGAAGCCAAGCUCUGCAAGCCUACCAGAAGUUGAGAUAGCAGGCAAUAGAUGUUAAAGUGCACUACUUGCUCUCUUCCUGGGUAGAUGGCCCAGGCUUCUCCCUCUACUGCUGCCUGGGGUAUAUGAAUGUUCGCCAGCCCUUCAUUAAGUUUGGAGGGUUGUGAAUUUACAUGCGAGGAAGGCUCAUGGUUUCUGUUCUUUCGCUUAAGGGUUGGUUGCAAGAUGAAAAGAUCCUGGAAGAAGCAACCCAGAAGGUGGCCUUACUCCAUCAGAAGUACAGGUAACGGUUCUGAAAUUGUGCUGCUGUUUCAGGUCUGAAUAUUGUUAGAUGAGCUUGCUCACAUAUGCGCUAGUGCAGAUGUAGCCCUGGCUCUGUGCCUAACUAACACCAAUUUAAGCUAAACAUGAUUUCCAGUUUUCAAAGAGGGUUAAUAGAAACCCCGGUUUGCUUUAACCCAUGUUGUUGUCAGCAUGUUAUUAGAAUGAGAGGGAGAAAUUUGCUCAGAUAUUGGGCACAUAUUCCUUGAGUGUGGGUUUGUUGUUGCUAACCACAUUUUUCAGAGAGCCAGUAUUAUGUCUGCACUGGCCCCAAACCAAAAGGCUGCAGCAAACCUUUUGAGCGCCAGAAACCUGAUCAUUGGAGAUACAUGAAGCAAGGGAAACUGUAAAAGGCUUAGAAUUAUUUUUUAUAUCCUGGAUAUAAUGCUUAAAUGCACUGAUAUUUCAUGAUAGGGCAGUAAAAUACUUCUGUCAAUAAAUACCUGAAAUAAAUAAUUCCACAAGUGCUUAUGGAAGUUAAACAGUGGUCAUUUUAACCCUCAGUGUAGUUGCUUUUUGCAAAAAAUUUUCUGCACCAAGUGCAGAUAUUGCACCAAGUGUAUUUCUGCUGGGGAACAUACAAGAAAAGUGGACUCUUGAUAUGCUAAAAGAAGCAGUCUAACCUGCCUCAAGAAGCUACUUAGCAAAUUGAAUUUCUUUUUUUGUUUCUGAAGGGGCCUCACUCCACCUGAUGCAGAAAUGUUAUAUAUGCAAGAAGUUGAGAGGAUGGAAGGAUAUGGUGAAGAGAGUUAUCCUGCAAAGGUAAAGCUAAGUUUCUUCUGUGAAUUUAUUGACUGUUUGUGCCAUGACUUCACAAAGGCACGACUAUAAUAAUAAAAACUCUCUCUUUGCAUUUUUAAAAAAGGUAUAUUAAGCUGACUCAGGCCUAAGUCACUUUGGCUUGUUACUUACAGUUCUGAGAUAUCAGAAUAUUUUUGCCGAAACGUCAAGAGAUUGCUCAGAUGUCAAACUUGGAUUGCUCAGGUCUCUGUUCAGCAUGCAGAAUUUCUGAACUUAAAACAUUCCAGAUUUUCAGUUUGGAAACAAAUUAGGCAAACAGGAACAUUGUUUGAUUCUUUUAUCAUGUAUUUUAUAUUGUAUUUUUUGUAGAAAGGCAGGGUUGUUAAAACACAAUCAGUUUUUUUUAUUGUUUUCACAUAAAUCCACAAAAAAGGCAACUAUCCAUAUCCAUCAACACAAUAAGAAAAAAGUAAUAUACCAAAUACCGUACCCAAAUAAUAAACCAUAUACCAAACACGAACCCAUAGUAUACCAAAUAAUAAACACAAAGCCAUAAAUUUAAAAAGGUCUUCUUGCUUUAGACCAAACUUCCCGUCCACUCCUUACUUCAGUUACUCAUCACUAACUUGCUGCCAAAACAUAGCAGAUUAUUAACAGAAUUUAAAUUUUUUUUAUAUCUUGGGUCUCGCAUCAGACUUAAAACUGCUACUGAAAUUACUCAAACGCAGCAACAGAGUUUAAACUGCAACAGUUGUUUUUCAAAUAUAUUUUGAAGACUACCCAUUUUGAGAUAAAUACUUGUUUUGGGUUGUUCUUUAUUCUUUCAGUUUCAUAUUAUCUAGUUCCGCAUAUUCAACCAACUUUUGAAUCCAUUCUAGCCUUGAAAGAACUUUAUAACUCUUCCAGUUUGCUGCAAUAAGAACUCUUGCUGCGAGCGUGGCAUAUAAAAAGAUCUCUCUUACAUUUUUGGGAAUAUCUGAGUCUGUAAUUCCCAGAAAAAAGGCUUCUGGUUUUUUUUAUUAAAGGAGAUAUUGAGCAUUUCAAUUUUUAACACAUCUAAUGAGCUUACUUUGCAUUGUUGGUGCAAAUUUAGAGCACAAACAUGGGAGCAGGGUGCUGUGGGCAGGGUAUGACGAAUGAAGCUAUUUUCGCAAGGAAGAAGGUGCAAGUGAUAUGCAAUUUCUGUAUCUUUCAGGACAGCCAAGGAAGUGACAUAUUCAUCGGAGCUUGUCUUGAUGGAAUCUUUGUGAAACACAAAAAUGGCCGGCCUCCCGUCAUCUUUAGGUGAGCUCAUUUCCUGCGAUGGUGAUUCUUUUAAGCGUCUUUGUCCCUUAACCUUUAGGUGCCCAGUCAUGUGGUCAGUUCAUACCUUGUGAUUCCCUGUGUUGCAGAUGCAUGUGUGCAUGCAAGCAAGCAUCAAACCAACCAAAACGUAAGACCCCCUGAAGCAGAAACUUUGCAAAGUAGCUAAGAAUUUUUGCAACUAUGUGGGAAAUGGCAUGGCGAAUUCAGAUCCCCUCUUAUACACGUGCAGUUAAAGCAGAGUGCUUUGUGAGGUCUCUCUCUCUCUCUCUCUCUUACACUCUCUUCUUUCCUUACCCCUGCCUAGGUGGCAUGACAUUGCUAACAUGUCCCACAACAAGUCCUUUUUUGCAUUAGAAUUGGCAAAUAAAGAAGAGACUAUCCAGUUCCAAACUGUAAGUGAGUGAGAUUUUAUUCAUAUGCAUUUUAAAUAAAAUGUAUGGCAUGAGAAAGAAGGCAUAAAUCAUCUGUUGGCUUUUAGAUAUCAGACCUUUGUAGACCCGAACUGUGGUCUUUUAAAUGUGUUUGUGGGAGGGGGGAGGGCUUACUGGUGUUUUCCCGUUGUUGUUGUUGUUUGUUUUAUGUAUUUUGAGUUUUCUUUUUGUAUUUUUAUGUUGGAAAUAGCCCAGUGAUCUUCAGAUGAAGGGCUGUAUAUAAAUUUAAUUAACAACAACAACAACAAUGUCUGAGUGGGAUUCUCUUCCUUUCCACUGUCCUUGAGUUUAUGCAGCAAGAAGAUAGGCCAAAGCUGGCCCUUACUUUGGUCCUGAGAAUCCUCUUAGUAGGGAAGUGAUUUGAAAGAGAUGCAUCUAGCCACUCGUUUUGUCUUACAUACAAUCUCUUUUGUUUAACAGGAAGACAUGGAAACGGCAAAAUAUGUGUGGAGGAUGUGUGUGGCCAGGCACAAAUUUUAUAGACUAAAUAAAUGUAGCCUGUAAGUAUAAUAAUCCUUUAGUGAAUCUCUCUCCUCAUUAAUUUAUAUUCUGUACUUUACUACUUGAACACCUUAACCAAAUAGCUUUGUUUCUGAGUGCAGACUCCAGCGUUCAAACAGGAGCUUUAUCUGAGGCCACAGAAGUCUUAUUCUUGGUGCUGAAUCUAAGAAUAAUGUAUUGCAGUGGUUUUCAACCAGUGUGCCGUGGUACCCUGGGGUGCCUUGAAUGAUGGCCAGGGGUGCCACGGGCAACACUGGCCUCUGUCCCUCUUUCCUUCCCUCCUUCUUCUCAUGCCCUCUUGCAUCUCUGCCUCCCAAAGGCUUGCAUAGCUGUUUAUUGCAGCAGCCCUGGCUAUAAGCUCUGCAAGUGAAUGCUACCUCUGGGAGGGCACCUCUCUUUGGGAUGGGGUGGGGGCCGAGCAGCUCAGAGACCAGGGAUGGCAGCAGCUGCCUGGAGGGACUCCCAAGGACUGGGGAAAGAAGGGGAGGCUAAGGGAACACACUACAAAGGAGAGUGUUCAAAAAUGGGUGAGAGGCUGCUAUCUCUGCAGACAAGGGGUGACAUAACUGGGCGCUCCUGAACCCCACAGGAGUGCUGCAGAAGAAAUGUAGUUGGUCAAGGGAGCCGUGGACUCAAAAAGGUUGAAAACCUCUGAUGUACCUUGGGUUAAGGGUGCUUAAAGAAUUCUGUUUUUGUGAAUUCCAGAGCAAACUGACUUCACACCUCCUGGAAUAAUGUGUGGAUCAGAAUGUAAUUAUCCUUCAAGUUUCACAGUCCUCCUACUGUGUAAUAAGAAAGUCUAGUGCUAUAAGAUGGGAUUUGUGCAAGGGUGGUUAGCCAAUAGCCUUCCAGACGUUUUUGGACUCCCAACUCCCAUCAGACUAGCUAACGACAUUAGGAGGGCCACAGCUUCCUCACCCCCAGUGUAGUAGCAGACCAGCUCCCAGUGGACUAAGGUGCAUGUUACAGGAUUACCAAGAUGACUCACAAAGGCUUGGUUCUCUCACUGGAAGUAUAACAAGGUGGAAAAGUAUUCCAUUUAUAUGUCACAUUCUCCCAUGAACCUGUUCCUAUGAGGACUUUUGCCAGAGAACGUCUGUGUUGUGGGAAUGGUGCAGAGAGAAUGGCAUGGCAUUUGGAAGAACUACCGUACAACUGAUUGCCCAAAGAGGGAUGGAGGAAGAGGCCAGAAAUCCAAAAUGGUGUCAUUUGUGGAGAGGUUCAGUGCUAUGUCUGUAGGAAGCAAUGCUUGUUACAGUGAUGUGAGAGGUCACUGUCUGCCCCUUGUAUCCGCCAUGAUUUAAACAAGCCACUUUGUUAAAACUCUACCAGAAACAGUUUCAAGAAAUUACUCUUAAUUUUUAUUAUCAUUUUACCAGAACACUUUUAUAGAAAUAUGGGAAUUUUUGUUGAAGGGUGGUCUAAAAAUAUAAUAAUGAAUAGUUUAUUUUAUUACUGUGAACACAAUCCGUUUAUUAUUGCUUUGCAAUAUUAUGGUGUAAUAAAUGUCAAAUGUUGACAACACUAACUCAAGUCCCUUAAAAAAACCACCCACAGUCAAAUAAAUCUAUCUCCUCCCUUCUAUUGGGUUUCAAUACAAUGAGAUUUGAGGUGGGGAAACUGUGAUGCAACUGAGCAUUGUUUUGUCUGUCCUUGUUUCUUUAAGAUACACAACUAGCAUUUUUCUUCUAGCUGUGUGGACUAGGAACUUAUUUGCUGUUAAACAGGAACAGAGACUCUUUGCCUCCUAACUCAUGCCUGCUGUCCAAAAACACACGACCUCAGACACCACAUGUUUUCCAUCCCUGUCGUAGACUAAUCAAAUCAUUUUCCUAUAGACUCUGCUUUCAAUUUUUCAAUUUGUGAUUAUAGGAGGGACUGGGUGAUCAUGACCAUAGGAGCACCCUUGAGAAACCCAUCUGACAAUCUCUUGAAAUGUCUCCUCCAUUGAUAACAAGCAUCCUUUUUGUUAUAAAUGUGUUGUUUCAUUGUCUACAUUUUGUCUGCAUGUACCUUGUCUUUAGAGACUCCCCAGAUUCUCCGCCUGAGGAAGGCUCUCAGAAAUCUUUCCUCAUUCUUUCCUUUCCACGCUUUCCAAUCCUUUCUCGUCCUUCUCUGCUCAAAGGGUGAGCCAGUAAACAUUCUUUCUUUCCUUUUGUGUUCUUUGCAUGCAACGUAUUUGUACUGCUCCCCUGUUAGCUCCCAUAGCACCAACACAAUGCAGUCAUGCAUUGCUCAACUCUCGGAGGCAGUGUAUCUCUGAAUAUAAUUGCUGGGCAUCAGAUGUUGCGGGGAAGCACUUGAGUUCUGCUUUUGGGCUUCCCAUGGGCAUGUGAUUGGCUGCUGCGAGAACAGGACCCUGGACAUGAGCAGACUGCGAGGGUGGGGUGAAAGAAUUGCUUUGGAUUCAGGCCAAGCAUAUCUAAGGUUGGCAUGGGCAAGGCUUUUUUUCAGCCGAAACUCAGUUCCGGCACCUCUCAGGUGGGCACCAUUGCCAUUACAAGAGAGGCGUUCAUGUUGAGUUCCGGCACCUCUUUUUCUAGAAAAAUAGCACUGGGCAUGGACUUGUGCUGUUACAAACUGAACGUGCCAGAUGGGACAGAAAGAUUAAUGAAACUGCGUGAUCCCCAAAUUCAGUGUAAGUUAGUGAAGUGAUAAUGUGCACCAUAGGACCAAUUUAUGCAAGAAGUGGGGUAUGCCUGUGCAAGGUUCUGCACAGGUCACAACCUGAUUUAUUCCCAUUGUCACAGGAGUGAUUAGACCAGGAGUACUCUGCAUUGUGGCCGCCAAAAGUACCCAUUAUGUGUUCUUUUUGGCCAGUAGCUCCGUCUGGCAAGGAACACAGCUGGGACUUCCUGCAACAACUGAGGCAAGAAGUGCCCUGAGACCUGAUGGAUCAGUUAAUGCUGGUGUGUCAUGAAUGUGUCUUCCUUGUAGACAUGGUAGUCUUGCCUGUGGUUCUCUUCCCUGUCGCUUGCAGUGGCAGAUGGGCUCAGAGCAGAUGGGGGAAACAAAUUAGAUUGGGAGGAUCUGGAGGGGCUACAGAAGGAAAGAACUCAAAUGGAUUGAAAAGGGCAGGCAGGUAUGCUUAAGCCAGCAGUAGAUAACUUACGGUCCUUGAUAUGUUGCUGAGCUACAAGCCCCAUCUCUGUUGACUGCUGGCCUUGCUUCUUGCAAGAGGUGAGGCUACAAAAUUCCUGGUUGUAGUCUCUGCCAUAUUGCAGGAGGGCAACAGGAGUGUGUCCUACAAGCCAGGCAGGGCUUAUUAUUGGACAUGGGUGUGCCUCUUCAGACAAGGACAGCUCUCAAACAACUCCACUGUUACCAGCAUGCUUGAGCCACUCAGAGAUAAACUGAGCUAAAGUAUUAAAUUGAGCAGCCUGGUCUAUCUAAUUAAUAAAGACAAAGAACCAGAUGUGUUUAAGAUUUACUUGGGAAUUCACUAACUAUGAACAAAUAUAUCCUUGCAGCAAAACCUAGCCAUGCAAUUAUGAAUACAGCUACAGUAUGGGCAGGACUGCUUGAGGAAUACUAGAUUGCCAAGCAAAAUGCUACUGUCUCCUUCGAGCAGAUUUCUGGAAAUCUGAGUUGUCCUCCCUUUGAACUCCUGGUGUUAAUGCAAUACAUGCAAGAUGAGCAUUAAUGCCACUGUUUCCUGAUGGAGAAAGGAUGUUAAAGUCACAACAUUUUCUUCCAUUUGCCUUUCUUGGUGGCCUCUCUCUUACAAUGGAGUAGCAGGCACUUCACACUUUUUGUCCCCAAGACUACAAGCCUAAACACACUUAACUGGGGAAAAAUCCCUUUGAGCACAGUGAGACUUACUUUUGAGUAUGCAAACAUAGGACCGCACUGUCAAUGACAUUACUUCAAAAUCUGUUUUUAAGUGUGUAACUUUGCUCUGUAGACAAGCUCAGGCGGUGACCGUGAAUCCGGUUCGAAGAAGGUCCUCCUCCAGGAUGUCUCUGGUAAGGUCUUUAGCUCCAAGCUCUUCCGUAUUCUUUGAGGUUUCAUUUAAAAGGUUAUUAAUUAAGGUGGAAAGGUUUCUCAUUGGCUGAAGGGCUGUUGAUAGGAGAAACUCGAAAAAGCUAGAAAGGACCAAUUUCCUUUGUGGUGGAUGGGCUGCUGACUCCUAUGUGAUAGAAGGCCUAUGGAUUUGAAAUAAGCACUUAAUAGAAAUCUGGUAUAGUCGUGAAUAUUUGAAUAGCCCAUCAAAAUUUGAAGUCAAUUAGAAAUUUAAAAAAAUCUAAGCACUUUGCCUUCUACUCUCAUACAAAACCCUUCAAAUGUUUAAUGGCAUUGCAAAGCCAUAAGAGAGGCCCCAUUACCACCACCUGCUGGCUUUAGCAGUUUCUGCACCUCAGUUAAACUCACUUGUAUCUGUCAAAAACUUCCACAAAGUCUUUAACCUCAGACCCCAAAGACAAUUUUUGUUCUAUAGCACAGCCGUCAAAGACAAAAUUGCAAUGCCUAACUCAUUAUGUUUACGGACAGGGUCAAACAAUCCCAUAUUCCAUGACCAGCUGUUUCCUCUGUCGCACGAAACUUUACACAGAUCAGUGUUAAUCCUCAUGAAUUUGAAGAGAUUACUCUGAACAGCAGGUCCUGCAAAAGCCUAAACUGACUGGCUUGUUUCAUUUACAUUUGCAGCUUGAAAUACAUGAAAAGAGUCUAGUCAGGGACUGCCUCUGCCAUCCACUCGUCAGUUUCCACUUAACCCAACUUUUGUGCUUCCAGGGAAUGGCAAUAAAGCGGCAGUGUGGUGUAGUGGUUAAGAGUGGUAAACUCGUAAUCUGGUGAACUGGGUUCGUGUCCCCGCUCCUUCACAUGCAGCUGCUGGGUGACCUUGGGCCAGUCACACUUCUCUGAAGUCUCUCAGCCCCACUCACCUCACAGAGUGUUUGUUGUGGGGGAGGAAGGGAAAGGAGAAUGUUAGCUGCUUUGAGACUCUUUCGGGUAUUGAUAAAGCGGGAUAUCAAAUCCAAACUCUUCUUCUUCUUUAGGUCUCAGGGCUUCCUUAGAAUCCAACAGACACCCCCAUUACUGCUAUCAUGAAUUCAAGAGCCAUAUUUCAUUCACCAAAUUGCAUCCCAUGCCUCUAUUCUAUUCUGAAUGACCAAUGAUUCUGACAACGAAUCAGUUCAGAUUAUUCUGUGAAUAUUCCUGCUUUUAGGCUAAUCCCUUUAAUUUUUUUAAAAAAAUCUAAACAUCUUCCCUAGCUGUUUUUUGCUGGGAGGAAGCUGUCCGCACUCAUGUCCUCAUAUCACACUGUGACACAGCAGCUAGCGUAGUAGGUUCUUCCUUGUUAAGGUACAAAGGCUAGUUUUGCUAUACUGUACUGACUCUAUUGGAUAAUCCAAGUUUUGCACAACUGGAGUGAGUAAUUUCUUCAUAAUAGCCUUGAGUUGGCUGUUACAUCCUUAUUGGUUUAACAUAGAUACUGCUGACUGGAUGAUUGGCAGGUGCUCUUGGCUGUCAACUUCAAGAGAUGCAUUUUAGCUACCUAAGGUAGUGUUUGCCUGAUUCAGCAGUUUUCUUGCAGACACAGGAAUUCCAAUAGGUGUGGCCUUCCCCCACCCCACCCUGCAGCUGUGGACAUCCUAUUAGUUUCUAGUAAGUUAGGGUUGUCAUCUGUCCAGAAUUUCCUGGAUAUAGCUGGGAUUUCGCCGUUGGAAACAGCAUCCAGUCGGAAAUUGCUUUAAUGUCUGGGGAAAUCCUGAUGUAUGGCGACCCAUGUCGGAAGUGUAGAUUUUGGCAAAUUUCCUUUUAAAAAAGCUCAAAUACUUCCUUUAAAAAAACCAAACAGAUUUUGCAAAAAAACAAAACCUCAACGACUUUGGCCAAAAAAAAUUUUUUUUUUUUUUACAGAUUUUGCUUUCACUUUGUGAAAUAUGACAACCCUAAAUAAGUUAGCCAGUUAGAAUGAACAUUCCCUUUUAUGUACAGCUCUCUUCCGCCAGCGAGAUGUGUGAGGCAGCAUGUGCUUGCAAAUAACACUACAUGCAUCCUGGAGUGCUUUAAGUUAUAAUAAAAAUAGUUUUAAUAAUAAUUUUCUUAUUUGUACCCCACCCAUCUGACUGGGCUGCCCCAGCCACUCUGGGCAACUUCCAACAGGUAUUAAAAAUAUAUAUAAUCAUAAUUUUGUGUAGAUCUCCACUUAGUUCUAUAAUAUCUUUUUUUUUUAGCAGCCCAAACCGCAGCCUUAUAUGAUGGCUCCACCACCACCUCAGUUGCACUACAAUGGACCCUAUGCAGACCAGUAUACAUCUUCCCAAGGUAAAGGUUUAAGGUGCUUGGGAAACUUCAAUAUUUUACUCUGCCAAUAAAGGAGUUUGAGGAAAAUUACAUUAUUGAAUUGGAAGUGGUAGAGAAGAGAGUGGGAGGUCAUUAUACUGUUAUUAAUGUUAUUAUUAAUGUUAUCAAUGCAUUCAGUGCCUGGAUGGGAGAAUGUGACCUGAUUUGCAUGUACUGUAACACCAAGCCAAGGUUUAUUAACAAUGGAUUAUUGAACCGUGAUUUGUUUGAUUGUUUGAUUGAACAAUGCCCAAUGGCUUAACUGUGGUUUGUUAAUUGCUAGCACACCACAAUCUGUAGUCUUGUUUUUUGACUUAUAAACCUUGGUUUGUUUUAUCUAUGCUUUGACAUUGCACAUGGACCUGUCAUGAGUAUGUCGUCUUAUGCCAGGUCAGCCUACUUGUUCAUUUAGACCAGAGUUUCCCCGAGCUGGGUCUUUCCAGCUGUUGUUGGACUACAACUCACAUCAUCCCUAGCCAGCAGGACCAGUGAUCAGGUUUGAUGGGAUUUGUAGCUGGAGAUCCAAGUCUGAGAAACACUGAUCUAGAUUAACACUGCCUAUUUUGAUUGGCAGUAGGAUCUGGAGGUACUGGAAAUUGAAGCUGGGUAAUACUGCAAGACUGGGGACCUACUGGGCUCUUCCAUUAGCUAUGUUCCCUCCCCACAGUUGGAAGCAGUAAUGCUUCUAAAUACCAGUUUCUAGAAACCACAGGACAGGAGAGUGCUCUUGCGCCCAUGUCCUGCUUGUAGGCUUCUCCCAUUGCACCCAGUGUGAGUAAAGGAUGCUGGAUUUAUAUAGGCCACUGCCUGAUCCAUCAGGCCGUUGUUAUGUUUAGGCUGUUCUUUGCAGUGGAUUGAAAUUAGAUAUUCAGCCCAUUUUAGCUGUUGACCAUGAUGUUGUCAGAUUAAUUUGCUGAUACAGAGAGAGGCACAAUUUCGUUACCGAUCUAAAAGCACACAAUGCACAUGGAGGAGAGGGGAGGUUGACACUUCGUUAACAGCUAUUACAUGCCUUUUUUGAAGCUUCUGCGGGUGGCUAUAAAAGGGCCCUAACUUGUGUAUUUCAGAUAACCUCUAUGGGAAUAACCAGAACGGCUAUUACUGCCACUCUCAGACCAGCCUGGACAGGGCGCCGCAUGACUACAAUGGCAGAAUCCGCAACGGCAGCGUCUACAGCGCUCACAGCACAAACUCAUUGAAUAACCCACAACACUACAUGCAGCCGUCGCCCAUGUCCUCCAACCCGAGCAUCACCGGCAGUGACGUCCUCCGGUCUGAUUACGUCCCGUCACACCGGCACAGUGCCCUUAUACCGCCUUCGUAUCGGCCUACCCCGGAUUACGAGACGGUGAUGAAGCAGCUUAACCGGGGAAUGAUCCACUCGGACAAGCAGAGCCACUCAAUGAGGAACCUUAACAUCGGCAACUCCUACGCCUACAGUAGGCCCGACGCCAUGGUUUAUAGCCAGCCUGAAAUCCGAGAACACGCCAAUUUUACCUCCCCUCAUUCUGGCCACUACCCAUUCAACCUGAAUUACAGUUUCCACAGCCAGUCGCCCUACCCCUAUCCUGCUGAAAGGCGCUUGGUGGUUGGAGCAGUGAGCGUCCCUGAACUGACGAACGUUCAGUUACAGGCCCAGGAGUACCCUGCGCCAAACAUCAUGAAGACUCAAGUGUAUCGCCCCCCUCCUCCUUACCCUCACCCGAGACCCGCCAACAGCACGCCCGACCUGUCUCGCCACCUCUACAUCAGCAGCAGCAAUCCGGAUCUCAUUACCCGGCGGGUUCAUCACUCGGUCCAGACGUUUCAGGAAGACAGUCUACCCGUUGCGCAUUCCCUCCAGGAAGUGAGCGAGCCCUUGACGUCAGCCCGGCACGCUCAGCUGCAGAAGAGGAACAGUAUUGAGAUAGCUGGCUUGGCCCACAACUUUGAGGCCAUGAGGAUUAAAGAGAGGACCAUGUCAGCAUCAGCCGCGGACGUGGCCCCUCCAAAGGUGAUACUUGCCAGCUCGCAGCCCACUGUCUUCUUGGAGAGGAUGAAACAAGAGGAAAAUGAGGAGCAAGAGGAAAACGGGAGCUAUGGGCAUAAGAAGUCUCUUUCAGAUGCCACUAUGCUGAUUCACAGCAGCGAGGAAGAGGAAGAAUUUGAAGACGAACACAAGGCCAAUGCAACCCUCUCUCCCUUCGUCAAUGGGAAACCCCAGCUUCCUUCUGUCAUGGGAUGCUAUCCUUCUGAGUCCUUACUGAACUACCCCUACAGCUCCGUCACUUCACAUCCGGGCCCUUUGCACAUACACGAACCCAAGUUGCAUAUUACUGAGACCGAGAAGAGAGUAAAAGAUGCGAGUCCUGCCCACAUCAUGGCUGACACUCAGGUACAGAGAAGAGGCGAUGGGCUGCUGACUCCGUCUGUGUCAGAGUCUGACUUAACAAUAUCUGCAAGGUACAGGGUGCGCAAGGAUUCCAUAAAGAAGAGGCCUGUGUCUGAAUUGCUUUCCGGGAAGAAGAACAUAGUGGAAGGGCUUCCUCCUUUAGGGGUGAGUUUCUCUAGACUAGGAUGUUCCUCUUUUGUCUUUCUAGACGCUUGUUCACACAUUACAUGGAACACAGGCAAGCAGUCUCUACGCAUGUACAAAUGUUUGCAUGGAAGCAUGUACGCUUGUCGAUUUGUGCAGGCCAACUGACUGUAUACAAUAUAUGCGUGCAUGUAAUGUGAGCUUUACAUAUGAAUAUGCCAUCGAGUGUUAAUAUGGUUAAUAGCUUCCAAACAAGCUAGGAUAUAAAGUCCGCUUCAAACAGUAACUUUGUGCCUUGACGUGUUUGGAAGCCAAUAACCUCUUUAAUUUCUACUUCAUAUUAAAGAUCUCCUGCCAACAUACAUGCUCAGCUGGCAUAAUGCUAAGGAGUCUCACCAUUUUGCUUGUCUUCUAGACUUUGAAAGGCUGGAUACUCUGGGUUGGGAAAUGUUACUUGCCUGCCAGUAAAAAACGUUCAAAUUUCUGGCAGCUAAAUGUUGAAAGGUAUUUGACAGGUUGUAUUUAGGGCUGUGUGUAUUCCACAGAAGUGCAGGAAAUCUGCAGAAUGUGAUAUUGGCUGAAAGGCAACAAUGCUUUGAAUACAUCUUUGUCUCAGAAACAGGAUCAAUUCUGCAAAACAGUAAAAAUUGCUGUGUCUACUGUGCAAAAUGAGAGUAGGAAAUCUGCUUCUUCUGUAGCAGAAUGUUUUUUGUCCCAUGCAUACCUUUGUAUAUGAAGUCAGGGGGCAGUAAAGAGAGUGUUUUUGUAAAGUGCUUUGACAGGCUAUUGUUAUUAAUUUACAAUCAAGUGGUAUAUAAAUUUUAUGAAAUAAGCAAACCAGGUGUUCCUUCACACUUUCCUCUUAAUUUCCAUUUGUCUAGUUCAGGAGUGGGGAACCUGUGCAGCUAGAGAUGGUUUGUUGCACUCCAACUCCCAUCAGCCACAGGGAUGAUUAGAGUUGUAGUUCAUCAACAUCUGGAAGGCCACAGAUUCCACAUUCCUGCUCUGUGCUAACUGAUUCCAGUUGUGCACAUUUAGGCUGUCCAAACCUCAUUGUAAGCCAAUGUGGUGCAGUACAGUGGUACCUUGGUUUACAACCAUAAUCUGUUCCAGAGGUCCGUUUAUAAACCAAAACAGGUUGUAACCCAAGGCGCACUUUCGCCAAUGGAGCCUCCAAAAAAAAUUUGUUCAUAAUGCAAAAAAAAUGGGCUGUAAUCCAAAAAAGGUUGCAAACCGGGACACACACUUCCGGGUUUGACGUGUUUGUAAUCCAAAACGUAUGCAAACCAAGACGUAUGUAAACCAGGGUACCACUGUAGUUAGAAUACUGAUGUUGGGGGAGGAAGACCUAGGUCCACGGUUUGGGCCAGUCACACAUACUAGCCUCAGCUGUAAAAACCUCACAGGGUUGUUUUUGUGAGUAUAAAUGAAAGCAGCAGGCACACAUCUGCUCACCCUGAGCUGGGAAAGAAGGGCAAGAAGAAAAUAAUAAAAGUCACUGGGACCUAUGCAACUUGGGUGCACGAUUUUGCUGUCCUGCACUAAUUUUUGGACUGUAGCCUGUGGCUGUUCAUGAAAGCCCAUUGUCUGCAACGAUCCUUUCUCCCUAAGGUCUGUUUAUCCUUCCUAUGAAGUUUCGAAAACUUGAGGAAUGAAGACAGACCAGGUGGAAAGAAUGUUGCUUUGCUACUGCAGUCUCUGUAGGGUUCUGUCGGCCAGAGGAGGCAAGGGCUGGCGGUUCUUCCCUUUUUGGGAUGAGCCCCCUCCGCACUCUGCCACCCACCCUAGCAAUUUCAUUUGAGCCAGGUUUCUGCUGCAGCACAUUGUCAGGUUGCCUUGUUUUCAGCAGGUCAUGAAAAAGAACAGAGCCGAAGCCAAAAAAAUGGGACCUUUGAAGUUAGCUGCUCUAAAUGGACUGACGUUAUCUCGGCUGCCGCUGCCAGACGAAGGGAAGGAGGAACCUGCCAGAGCAACAAACGAUGAACGGGUUGGUUUGAUGUUUUCUUUGAGCUGUAUGUUAAAAAGGUUUCAUAUUCAGUUCCCGUAGUUGCAGAAUCCUGGUUGCGCCAAGCAGAAGUUUUAUCCAAGUAAAGGCAUCAGGAUUUGGUUUUAUUUCUUCACCAAGUUUGGAAUAAAAGUGUCAGGUCCUUUUUAUUGCCGCUGGUUUUGUACACCUUCUUGGUCCAGCUCUGUGGUUUUGAGAUAUUGUAUUCCGCAGAUGUGUAGAGAAUGGCCAUGGGGGUCCUUAUGAAGCAGAAACCUUAAGUUGCGUUUGUGUUUUGGAUCUUAGUAUUAAUGAGCUGGAUGGUUGUUUUAAACAGAUUUUAUGCAUGUAUAUAGUUUUAAAUCUAUUACGUUGGUACCUCAGGUUAAGUACUUAAUUCAUUCCGGAGGUCCGUAAUUAACCUAAAACUGUUCUUAACCUGAAGCACCAUUUUAGCAAAUGGGGCCUCCUGCUGCUGCCGCGCCGCCGGAGCACGAUUUCUGUUCUCAUCCUGAAGCAAAGUUCUUAACCUGAAGCACUAUUUCUGGGUUAGCGGAGUCUGUAACCUGAAGCGUAUGUAACCUGAAGCAUAUGUAACCUGAGGUACUACUGUAAUGUUUAUCUGCUUUUUAAUAUUCUUUUUCUAUGUUCUUUGCGGUUCUUGUUUUUAUCUGUAAGUUGCCUUGAGUCAUGUCAAGAAAACAGGCAAGCUAUAAACAACAAUAAUAGUUUUAUUACAACCAGCAGCUUUUUAAUCAAUUUUUUGUGUGUGUGUGUUUGUGUGGUUUUUAAAAUUCUAUAAGCCUACUUGAGAGCACACCAUAUAAAGGCAACUUAAAAGGUUUUUUUGGGGGGGGGGUUAAAAAAUAGAGCACGCACACAGAGGCAGACAUCUGCUGAAAAACAAUAAAACGUGUUCUUUCUUUCUAGUGUAAAGGUCUGGAACAAGGGUUGGAACAAGGGAUGGUGUUUACAGAAUAUGAGCGGAUCCAGAAGAAAAGGCUUCUGGAUGGGGACUGUUCAAUUGCCCGCCUUCCAGAAAACGCAGAAAGGAACAGGUUUCAGGAUGUGCUUCCUUAUGACGACACCCGAGUAGAGCUGGUCCCUACUAAAGAAAACAAUACGGGUUAUAUCAAUGCAUCCCACAUUAAGGUGAGCUCAAGAAGUAAUGGGAAUGUUUUCCAGAAUGAUUUAUUUCACCUAUCUGUGAUCUUUCUUGUGCAACGCUUUUUAAAAAUUAAAAGUCAAAGCAUGCCACAGGCUUAUUUAACUGGAUGGCGUUAGGGAUGGUGCAGAGGAGCAGGAGCACCGGAGAAUGUUACUUUUCUUAGUGGACAAAAGGAACUGAUAAAACAUCUGCUGUACAUCCAACAUGCCACUUGCCAUCAUUUAUUUUCUGUAAGGCUAGCCAGAAAAAAGAGCCUACAUUCUUUGCAUUUUCUGAUCCUUUUGACUUAUCCUACCUCAGAGCGUAUCUAUCAAAAAGUAGGUUUUAGCUUAGAGCCUUUUGCUUAUUCUCAGUAGGGAUUAUCUUGGAAGUUGAUCUUUUCAGAAUCUCUGUCAUUGAACUAACUCAGUGCAGGCCCAUAUUAUGAAUUCAUCACAGGCCUGGGCCCUACCAUAAAGCAGACUGAGGCAGCUGCCUCAGGAAGCUGAUUUGAGGUAUCCUGAAAGGGUAACAAUUUUUAGUUAUCUGAUUUACUAUUUUUCUAUUUUUCACUGGCAGAGAGGGGCAGUUGUGGAUUUUUUUUGUCUUGGGUGCCAGAAACAAAACCUAGGCCGGCCUUGCAUACAAUUCUCUUUGACUUGGGGGCACCUUUUGCUGUUUUGCCUCAGGCAGCAAAAUGUCUUGAGCUGGGCCUUCUUAUCAGACAACCUUCCUUCACUCUGAAGUGAUCUGAGGCGUAUUAUGAUACUGCCUGAGGGUUAUGGCUCUGCCAAGCAUAUUUUGAGCUUUCUAGUUGCCGUGAAGGUGACAACAGUCAAGGAAGAGGCCCUUACCUGUGUUCUCUUCUCAUCAUUAUGAUACGCUGGGGUGGUAUGAAUUGUCUAUUUUGGGGAUUAAAUGUGAAGAGAGGAAAUAAUAUGGCAGGAACCAAAGGUAUACAGCUUGAUCUGUGCUUACUGACUUCUACCUCUCCAUUUUUAAAUCAGAGGGUGAUAUCUAAUGUUUACCAUGCUCUGACAAAUCCAGUGAAAUUAAUAGCUUAAGUUACUUAGGUCUGUUGAUUUUAGUGGGUCUGCUCUGAGUAUGGCAAACACUGGGUAUUUCCCAAAACCAUAGAAUUUUAGAGUUGGAAAGGUACCCAAGGGUCAUCUAAUCCAACCGCCUGCAAUGGAAGAAUCUCAGCAAAAACAUCCAUGACAGAUGGCUAUCCAACCUCUGCUUAAAAACCUCCAAGGAAGGAGAGUCCACCACCUCCUGAGGGAGUCCAUUCCACUGUCAGAAAGUUAUUCCUGACGUUUAGUCAGAAUCUCCUUUCUUGUAACUUGAAGAUAAUGAUUUGAGUUCUACCCCUGGAGCAGGAGAAAACAAGCUUGCUCCAUCUUCCAUUAUUUUAUUUUAUUGAAUUGAAUUGAAUUGAAUUUAUAUACCUCCCUAUACCCAGAGGUCUCAGGGCGAUUCACAGAAUAUGGCUGUUCCAUGUGACAGCCCUUGAGAUAUGUGAAGAUGGCUAUCCUAUCUCCUCUCAGUCUCCACGUUUCCAGGCUAAACAUACCCAGCUCCUUCAACCGUUCCUCAUAAGGCCUGGUUUCCAGACCUGUUGCUGCUGUUUUCUUUCAAGUCUUACAAUUCCCUGCAUCAUUUUUUCUAUUUCUUUUUCUUAGGUCUGCGUUGGGGGCAUGGAAUGGGAUUAUAUUGCUACCCAAGGUCCUUUGCAGAAUACAUGCCAAGAUUUCUGGCAGAUGGUGUGGGAGCAAGGGGUUGCCAUUAUAGCCAUGGUGACUGCAGAAGAGGUGGGUACUUGCGACACUUCUGGGGAGGGAAGAAGCUUGGAAACUGCUGUCUUCAUAGCCCUGACUCUGAACGACCUUCCUCUGUGCAAGAGCAUAAUAAACAUGAAGCGACUUGGUUAUGUAUGAAUGUACUGUUGGAAACUGGCCCCCUCGGGAAAGGCUGGCUCCUCUUCCCAGGCACUCGGGGCCUGUUGCCAAUGAUCUACCCUGGCUGGUUUCCAGACAGACCAGGGAGGUCUUGAAUAAGUGACACCUCCCUCCGGAGAGGUGCACACUCCCUUCCCCCUUGCAUGGCAGCAGGAGAAAGAAAACAGUCUGAAAAAGUAGUCUAUUUCAUUCUACUUUUAUUCCUGGACUGUACACUGUACAAAGCAUGACUUCUCUCUCAGAAACCUCCGAGCAACUGACUAACUCCUCCUGUACAGGAACAACAGGAAGGUUUCAUAUUACACUGAGAACACAACUCUGAGAACAUCUUGGAACUUCCUGUCUCACGCUCAGACCCAUCAUGUGAUGUAAACAUCGAACUGCUUGUUCGCAGCUGCUGAGUACUCAUAUUACAACAUGUACCAACCAAAGGAACAUGGGAGGCUAACUUAUACCAAGGCGGACCAAUGGUCCAACUUUCUCAGUAUUGUCCACACUGACUGACCACAGUUCUCCAGAGUUUUCUCCCAGUUAAGAACAUAAGAAGAGCCUGCUGGAUCAGGCCAAUGGCCCAUCUAGUUGAGCAUCCCGUUCUCACAGUGGCCAAACAGUUGCCUGUGGGAAACCUGCAAGAGGGAUUUGAGCCUUAGAGCACACUACCCUCCUGUGGUUUCCAGAAACUGGUAUUCAGAAACAUGGCAGAGCACAGCCAUCAUGGCCAAUAGCCACUGAUAGUCUUAGCUGUACUUGGGGAAGCCAGGGUUUGAAGCUGGGCCAUUCUCCAUGCAGAGCAGACCCACUGCCUCUGAGGUAUGGCCCUUUCCUUCCAGUCUAAUUUUGACUGACCAGGUCUGACAGGGCAGUGUAGAAGGGCCCAUGUAGUUUAGUGGCUAGCAGGGAAAUCUAGCUUCAAAUCUUCACUCCCUGGGUGACUUUGGGACAUGCCCCUCUUUAACAGCCCCAGCAUACCGUAUUAGCCUGAAUAUAAGCCGCACCCACAAGUAAGCUGCACCUUUAAAAUUUAAGGGGGGGAAAGGAAAGAAAAAGACAAUACCGGAAUAUAAGCCGUUCUCUUAAAAUUGGGUUACAGGCUGAAAAUCGCUGCGGUUGGUAGAAUUGUAACUCCAAACCAAUUUAAGCCUUUGAUCUUGCAAACCCACAAGUGUUACCGUGCAAUUGCUAAAAUUGCAAAUUGCUAUUCAAUUGCUACAAUUCCGCAGGCACUCAAGCUCGCAAAUUGGCAAUACAGUGGUACCUCAGGAUGCGAAUGGGAUCCGUCCCGGAGCCCCGUUUGCAUCCUGAAUAGAACGUAAGACGCGUCUGCGCAUGUGUGGGUCGCGUUUCGCCGCUUCCGCACAUGCACGUGACGUCAUUUUGACUGUCUGCGCAAGCGACGCAACCCAAAAAUACUUGUCCUGAAGCGUAUUUAUCCUGAGGUAUGACUGUAAAACAUUUUUUUAUUCUGCUUUACCGUAUGUCUGUUUCAGCAGCGAUAUUGCAAAAGCAAUUUUUUGGUAAGGUCGCGAAUACAAGCCACACUCUAACUUUUCACUGUCAGAAUUUGGAAAGAAAGUGUGGCUUAUAUUCGGGCCAAUACGUUACCUCACAGGAUCGUUGUGAGGUUGGAAUGAAGGGGGAGGAAGAGGCGGGAUCUAAAUUUCGAAAAUAAUAAACCACAAGUCCUUUUUGAAACAACAAUGUUUCUGUGGAAGGGCACAUGGGAGCUUUCUGUUGACGAAGCUUAAUGUUUCCAGGAGGGAUGCCGAGAGAAAAGCUUCCGAUACUGGCCGCGGCUUGGCUCGAGGCACAACACGGUGACGUACGGGAGAUUCAAGAUCACCACCCGAUUCCGAACGGACUCUGGCUGUUACGCCACGACAGGCCUGAAGAUCAAGCACCUCCUCACGGGGCAAGAGAGAACAGUUUGGCACCUUCAGUACACAGACUGGCCGGAGCACGGCUGCCCAGAGGACGUAAAAGGGUUUCUUUGUAAGUGUUUCCGACGGGUUUUCUUGUCUUUUGUUGUGGUAAAUGAAUCCUUUCUUGGGAACUAGGUGUCAAGAGAUGUUAUGGAAAUAUCUUUUGUGGCUAGAAGUACCCUGCUCCCAUCUGCCAAGUAAAGAAUUUGCACUGUUUUUGCUUUGCCCGCUUUUGCUCAAGUUUUGGUGUGAUCUGGGCAUGGUCUUGAAAAGCACAUAAUAAGGCAAGCGUCCUGAAAGGGCCAAAUGCUGGCCAGGGCACAACCUGGGAAUGCUCCUGUGUUCUGCCAUGAGCUCUUUUGAAGAAGGAAGGGAUAGAAAUAAUUUUUGGGGGGUGGCAGCAGAUCAGAUGCCACUCCAUGGGGAGAACAAACCAGAGUCAUAACCUCACAAACAAACCAGAGCCAGUAUGGUAUAGUGGUUAAGAGCAGGGGAUUUAUCAUCUGGUGAACUGGGUUCAAUUCCCCGCUCCUCCGCAUGCAGCUGCUGGGUGACCUUGGAUCAGUCACACUUCUCUGAAGUCUCUCAGCCCCACUCACCUCACAGAGUGUUUGUUGUGGGGGAGGAAGGAAAAGGAGAUUGUUAGCCGCUUUGAGACUCCUUCGGGUACUGAUAAAGCAGGAUAUCAAAUUCAAACUCUUCUUCUUCUCACCAUGGAGACAGCCCUUCCUGUGAGCUUCCCGACUACAAAUCCUCACGGGGACUGGAAGUAAGGCCUCCCCACCAUCUCCCGAUCUUAAGGAUUAAUUGAGUUGGUUGGUAUUGGAGUUGAGGUGCUGCCGCAGAUACUUGGGCCUUGAGCCAUUUGGGGCUUUAUAAUCCAUUAGCAGCAUGUGGAGUUGGGUCUGGUAGCUUAUAAGCAUCUUUAAGGAAUGGCAUUGCAUUCUGAGUGGACGUGUCUCAUUUGCCCUGUCUGCUACCCUGACUUACUUGGCUGCCACUUUCUGUACUUGGUUGCGUUGUUGCCUAGUUUAAAUAAUUUCUCUCUUCUUUCUUCUUUUCUGUUGGAUCUGACAGCAUACUUGGAAGAGAUACAGUCAGUCCGGCGCCAUACAAACAGCACUGCGGACCCCACAGCCCCCAACCCUCCCCUGCUGGUGCAUUGCAGUGCUGGCGUUGGGAGAACUGGCGUAGUCAUCUUGUCGGAGAUCAUGAUUGCCUGCUUGGAGCACAAUGAGGUUAUUUCUUGGCCUUUUAAAACUCUGGCGCGUGUGUUGGGGAGUUUGUUGGGGUGGGUCCACACUCUGGCGCGUGUGUUGGGGAGUUUGAUUGGGGGGGUCCACAGAGCAGGGGUGGGGGUAGCCAAUUCCCCUCCCAUGUGGUGAUGUCAAGGAACAGCACUAGGGGUUGCUGGUGAACCCUUAAAGCUGCUGUAGUGUUGGUAGUUGCCACAAGAUGUCAUAUUUAUACACACAAUUUUUUCCUGUUCAUCAUCCCUGUCCUGCCGCGAAGUAACAAAGCCUACCAAUUGCUUCACCAAAUUUUGCAUUCUUGGAGAUGGGAGCUUUAACAGAGCGUGAUCUGGCAGGGAUCAAAGACAAGGAGCAUUAAUGAAACUCAUCCCAGUUCUAGCAAUCUGGGAAUGACUAACUUUAUGCCAAAGGUUUCAAAGCAUACUUUUCACCACCUUCUAUUAUUUACAGUCUAUGUACACAAUAUGCAUAGUGCUGCACAACAAAACUCAUUGAAACUAAUUUCUUCUGAGAAUAUUAUUUAAUUAAAUUUGUAUACCGCCCUUCAUCUGUAGAUCUCAGGGCAGUUCAUAGCAUUGGAAGGACGGUUUCCUGUCCUCUCCUCUCCACCUGUGACACCUCCCUCCCCCCAAAAAAAUCCUGGGUUGAGGGAAAUGCCGGUAGGAAGAAGAGAUGAGAAGCAUCUCUUUAACAUGUCUUAGGGUACCACUCUAUGGGCAAUUCCCUGUCAUACCAUUCCCCUCUGGGCCUCCAGAAAGGCAUUUUGGAGCAUACAGCAAGGGCAAGAAGGGGACAUGAAUCUUUCCUUCCAUUCACUUCCUUAGGUUAACUGAUCCCCAUGCUAAAGUCUGUAAAUGUGCCUGUCUGUCUGUCUGGGGCAGAAACCUAUAGACUUGCAGGCAUGGUGAUUCUCCAUUCUGAUCUUUCUUUUGCAGCCACUGGACAUCCCAAGAAUGCUGGAUAUGUUAAGACAGCAAAGGAUGAUGAUGGUGCAGACCUUGUGCCAAUACACGUUUGUCUACGGAGUCCUCAUCCAAUUCCUUAAGAGUUCGAGGCUUAUAUAAACCUUCCUUACUCCGUUUCCUAAGUCUCGCUGUUUGCAAGAGUUUACAAAAGCAGUUUUGCCUUCCGCCGGGGCAACCUUUCUGGCUUGGUUUGAAGAUGCUGAGUGCAAGUCCAGUGACUUCGCUGGUUUCUGCAGAGCAAGACUUUGGGGUGGAUGGAUUUUCUUCUUCGUGUGCAGUUGGAACAAGAAAGGAAUGAGAGUGUGUGUGUGUGUGUGUGUGUGUGUGUGUGUGUGUUUAAAUAAUGUGCUGAUAUGCAGUGCUUUUUGUGUACUUCUGACACUGUGUGACUGUAGGCAAAAUAAGUGUGGAUCCUACCAAGACAUCACCAUUUUGAAAACCAAGGAUGGAUGAUUUUUAAUUCUUUUUUUUAAAGCCCGCUUUUAGAAUGAAGAGAGGAAAAACCCUGAAACUAUAUUCAUGUAUAUGUUUAGAUACAUCAUGUGGGAAAUACAUGUGCCCUGCAAACUGAGAGCAGUAAGCUAUGUAUACUCAGAACAGACCCAUUGAAAUCAGUCUGUUAUUUCUGUGAGUUUUCUCUGGGUAUGACUACAUUGGCUACCACCCUGAAGUUACAAAACUGCAUCACUGUGCUUUGAAUUUUGUAUUUAAAUCAGUGCUAAUAUAUAUAUAUAUAUAUAUAUAUAUAUAUAUAUACUUUAAGACGCUCAUGAAAUGUACAGAUUUCAUAUUGGAACCAGCAUUUGCAAGAAGAUGGCACUUAAAGCAGUUACUUUUUUGUACUUAAUUUUUUCUUUUGUAUUAUUCUAAAAACUCCCAAUAGCGCAAUAUUUCAGAGUAUAUAAUAUGUAAGGGGAAAAGAAGGGGUUUGAGUCCGCUGGUUUAUAAUGUGCAGAGGGAAGUGGGAAGAAAUGGGAAGUGACAAUGACACGUACAGUUUGAAGUGUCAUAAAAUGAGCAAGAACAGUGUCUGUUUUGAAAGAAUGCUAGGUUUAAAAAACGAAGAAGUAAGGAGGAAUGGUUACAGCUGGCACUUUUUCUUUUCUUUUUAAAGCUAAGAAAAGGAGAAUGCUUUUUGCUUACAGUUCUAGGCCAAAAGGGGAAAAAAGGCACUGCCUUUUUAUGCUAUGUAGCUCCCAGAAGCUCCAAAAUUAAUGAAGUAUAUCCUCAGUAUUAUUCUUUUAAAAAUAUAUGUAUUGAAAACUGGUUGCUACUACUGGUUGAAAUCAAGGUGGAUGCAGGUGAAAUUGAAGCACUCUCUUGGCUCUUAUUUAUCUAGGGAAACAUACUAGUAUGUUUUAAGUGGUUAACAUGCCCAUUACUAAGUCGUUUUUACUUUUUGUUUUAGAAAAAGUUUUUAAAGAUGGAGUCAGUGAGUGAGAGGAACGUGUAUGUGAGAGUGGGUUACUGGUUUACAUGCUUCAGCAGAGAGGCUGCAGUAUUAACCCUUCUAGUUUUAUGUCCCCCUGUCAAGGAAAUCAAAAAGUAUCUUAGGUUCAUAGUCUAUGCUAUGGCAGCCUGUUUCCUUUCCUUUCCUGGGUCACAGCCCUUCAGUGAGGUUGAAAGGAGAUAGGAAGGAAGGAGUAUGCCUUUUGAUGGGUCUACAAUCACUUGCAGAACCAGAAACGGCAAAUGUUCUAACUGGAUGGCUAUGGAAGGCAUACAAAAGUAACAGGUUUCCCAUAAUUGCUUAAAAUGGAGAGGUGCUCAUUCUCUCUACAGGCACUUACACCGUAAACUUAUUUUAUUAAGUAAAUAAGCUGUUUCAAAGCACCUCUGGCUGUGCUUUUGGGAUUGUGGUGAGCUCUUUAGUCAGGAAUUAAAUUGAUCCAUGUGUGAGGUACAUGUCUCUAGGUAUUAUUUUUCUUCUCUUGAAUUUUGACUGCGCCUGUCCUUGCUGUGUACAACCCCCAGUGAGAUGAGGUUAAACUACUGUCCAAAGAGGUUUAUGGCAAACCUUGAAGAAUCUCAUUAGGUCUCGUGUCAUGUUUUAGAGCUGCCCUGAGAGCAUUGGGCUGAAAACUUUGGCUGCUUUCGAUAUCACUGAUGCUAAUUUACACUGUGUAGACUCAGUUAUGUUGGUCAUUUCUCUGUUUGAAGUCAGUCUGGAUGAGCCAGUUUUGCUGCCAGCCUUUAGCUGUUGACCACCAACGGCAGUUUCUGCAAGUUUUGAGUUUGUGGCAUUUGGGCUGAAUUCCUUGACUCAGCGUUUUAUUCAUAGAUUCUGGAAAUGUAGCAUUUUUUUCAAGAGAGCUUUCCCUCAAGCCGGGUCCCAUAUGUCAACAUUGAAAGGUGGGAUGAGUUUAGGCAGGGAAAGCAGCACAGAGGGGUUUGGAACUGUUCUGAAUGCACAAUAUGGCAGUCAGAAGGGCUGUCUUCUUACGUGAAGUCAAGAGACCAUAGAGCAGGGCUGGAUAACCAAGGGCCCUCCAAAUGUUGAACUACAGCUCCCAAAGUCUCUGCCCAUUGGCCAGACAGCUUGUGCUGUUGGGAACUGUAGUCCGGCACCAUCUGGAGAGCCAUCAAUCUCACUAUAAAUAUUUUAAUAUUUUGCUUUUAAUUUUCUGAUUGAGUUUCCUCUCUUGGUUGUAUCGGAUGUUCCCUGGAGAUGUGGUUUGGCGCAAUAGUUUCUGUAUAAUGGGGCUGAGACUCUGUUCAUCUAGUUGCCUUACUUGCACAGCACAAGGAGGAAGGGAGGGCCCUGCUUUGGCUGCGUAACUAAGCAUGCCCUCUGAUAUGUGCAGUUCAGAAACACCUUAUGGUGCAAUAUUGCACUGUCUGCGCUAAGCACAACACAGAGAAUCACAGAACUCUAGUCUCUUACCAAUGGAGGCUCAAGUCUCUCCCUGCAGCAAGCCUAUUGCCCUGCAAACCUUUGCUUAGAUUGCGUGGCAAGUUGCUUUUGAAAACUGAGGAAACUUCAGAAGUGGUUUGGGAUGGAAAAAUAGGAGGUGCAAGGUAGGGGUGGGGAGUUUGAAUAUGUACAAGACUUUGGGAUGGGAAAGGGAGUUGUCCAAGUGUGUCUCUUACUUCAGUUUCCUUGGUUUUCCUCUGUCUCUGUACAGUCAAACGUUUUGGGAUGGGCAGAAAUGCAAGCUGUAAUGGUGAAUGUUUUCGAACUCCGGCAAGAGCAAAGAGCAUUCUUGCUGCGAAAGGACAAGGGGGGUUGUUUCUUCCUCACUUAUCCUGAACUGGCCUUUUCAAUUAUUCUGAUUUCCUUGAAGCUGCAUUGCGUAUCUCAAAAAUGCUAAAUCAGUGAACUUGAAUCAAAGUGGUUUGUUUGUUUGUUUGUUUGUUUUGGUAUGUGUAGCCAAAACGUACGUUGACAUGAUGCUGUCUUGUGAAGUGAAGAAUGUGCCACAAUUUCCCACCCCCAAAAAGACCUGUGGUGCUAAAUGAGGUAGUGUUUGACCCAGUUACUACAGAUUAAGCAAGACAUAGAAAACUGGUUUGUGUGUGAGAGAGAUAGAGAUCUGCAGCUGCUUUAGUCACGCUAAACUCCCUCUUGAAACGGCUUGAAAAGAAAAUCUUCUAAAUGAAUAAAGGGAAGUUGCAUGCCAUCUUAUUUCACUGGAAUGUCCCAAUAUGCGUCGAGGGUGUUUGAAACAAUCUAAACGGAACCUUAAGGAAGAUUCUGGAAGGAAAAUGACCAGUCAGGUGAUCUAAGGCAUUUUCUUACUAAAGGUAAGAUAACUUUUGUCAAAACAGGUAUGUGAGGUUCCUUUUCUUGAACGGCUCUUCGACCCAAAACUUAACUUUGCUGCUGGCUUAAUCUAGGUAGGAUGUGAGUCUGUGUUCAUUUGCUCCUACUGUGGAAUUGCCCUCCCCCCCCAAAAAAAAAUAUAUCCAAUUUUCAGCUGCUCUUGUCAUGUUUCUAUGUAGGGGCUGCAUGGGUAAGGCAAAUGAUGUUGUUUGUUCCCACACCAGUAUUGUGCUUGCUGUGGGAAGGAACCAUGUCUUGUGCAUGAUCCUUCCAUGUUGCUGGACUCUCAGCUCGCAACAUUUCCAGCUAACAUAGCCAUUGGUCAAGGAUGAUGGGAGUUUCAGUCUACCAGCAUCAUUAAAGGCACUCCUGAUCUGCACGAUUCCACCAUAGUGGGGAGACGUGAGACUGGACCACAUAGAAGCAGUUCCCAUGCCAUUCUGGAAAUGUGUGACUCUGUCUAGGGCUAGAAGCUUGUCGGGGAGCGGGGUUGACCUUGCAAGGUUGCCUGAGAUUGGGAGACUUCAACAUCUCAUUGGCCUUAAUUGGGUGUUCAGAUAUAAUUGUAUGUGAGUGAAAGAUGCUGGAUUUUGGGCUUUGUUUCCACUUCUUGUUUUUUUGUGCCAGUAUACAGGGAUUUAUAAAUUUCUUUCCUUUAACAGUAGCACAUGUCUCCUACUCAAGUAUUAUUUUUCUAGCAUCGAGCUAAAGGUUUUUUUUUUUAAGUUUGCUCUGCUUUGUGUCUCUCUCAAUCAGUACUGUAAAAAAUGUAAAAUUUCUUCAGCUUUAAACCUUGUACAAUUGAAAUGGGGUUUGUAAAACAAUGUACAAAUUGUAUUUGAUAGACAAAAAGGCUUGUUUUUCUUUGAUAUGUAAUAUAUGUGAAAUGAAUUAUAUCAUAGUCUAUUUUUGCCAUGGAAAUAAAUAUUUGAAGCGCUUACAU
Molecule: messenger RNA, 51861 nt
Organism: Podarcis lilfordi (Lilford's wall lizard)
Lineage: Eukaryota; Metazoa; Chordata; Lepidosauria; Squamata; Lacertidae
Source: the annotation of a GenBank genome assembly